This is a messenger RNA of Coregonus sp. 'balchen', 45276 nucleotides long. NCBI's taxonomy places the organism in Eukaryota, Metazoa, Chordata, Actinopteri, Salmoniformes, Salmonidae. The record is from the annotation of a GenBank genome assembly.
AUGGGGCUAUGGUGCUAUGGUGCUCUGGGGCUAUGGGCUAUGGUGCUCUGGGGCUAUGGUGCUCUGGGGCUAUGGGGCUCUGGGGCUAUGGUGCUCUGGGGCUAUGGUGCUCUGGGGCUAUGGGGCUAUGGUGCUCUGGGGCUAUGGGGCUAUGGGCUAUGGUGCUCUGGGGCUAUGGGGCUAUGGCGCUCUGGGGCUAUGGUGCUCUGGGGCUCUGGGGCUAUGGGGCUAUGGUGCUCUGGGGCUCUGGGGCUAUGGGGCUAUGGUGCUCUGGGGCUAUGGUGCUCUGGGGCUAUGGUGCUCUGGGGCUAUGGUGCUCGGGGGCUAUGGUGCUCUGGGGCUAUGGGGCUAUGGUGCUAUGGUGCUAUGGUGCAGGGAGGGCCUAUGGUGCUCUGGGGCUAUGGUGCUAUGGUGCAGGGAGGGCCUAUGGUGCAGGGAGGGCCUAUGGUGCAGGGAGGGCCUAUGGUGCAGGGAGGGCCUAUGGUGCAGGGAGGGCCUAUGGUGCAGGGAGGGCCUAUGGUGCAGGGAGGGCCUAUGGUGCAGGGAGGGCCUAUGGUGCAGGGAGGGAACAGGUAAGCCACCAAGACAACAUGGGUGUUCAGUCCACCCGCAUCUGUCAAUCUGUCCCCAAAGGCUUUGUGUUCUGAAAGAAUAUGUUUGUGCAACUUAUCUGGAAGACAGACAUGGGACAAUUGGGUUAAACGAGUAUACACUCAUGUAAUCUAAUUUGCUCCAGGGGCGCCGUACUACUAUGGCUGACCCUGUAAAAUAACACAUUUCACUGCACCUAUCGCACUUGGAUUCGACACUCCGGAACUUCCGGGGACAAACCUGGCAGCCGUGGGGCCUGGAGCCCCUCUCCCUCUUUCCCCCCGCCGCCUCCUAUUCCCAUGGGCCCUCCAGUGGCGCUCCAUCUCCCCCCACCUGGCCAACGUCCAGCCACACUGAAGGCACUUGAAGCCCCGAUCCCCGCCGUGGCAUUUCAAGUGGGGGAGGUGGUGACUGCUGCCCCUGGGGCUGGAGCACUUUGUCAUCCAGGGAGGUGUCCAACUAAAAGCCCUCUUGCCCGACGGGAGUUGAGGAAAGCUGGGUACCCGCUCAGCCUGAGAGGCCCUUGUUUGGCUGUGGAGAUGCGACAGAGGCCUAGGGUCAUGAGGUGAGCUGAUUGGGCCAUUUCCUCAUCCUUGGCCUCAGUCUCGUUCAUCACCAACGAGCCCAUUGGACAGGACAGGUUGACGGAGCCGGCAGUGUCCAAUAGGAACACGCUCUCCUUACUAGUCCACCUUUCUAUCCCCUAGUGACUAAUCCACUCUUGACUGUUAUUUUCACUGCAUCUGAAACACAAGUUUCCCCCUCUAGAAAACGUAUUUCUUACCUCAUAGGUCUGUGCAACGUGUAGGCUCCCGUCCGAGUUGGAGCUCAGGGCCAUGUCACAUGACCGGGGAUUGAUAUUGGGCAGUAUGGGGAGCAGGAUGGACAUGUGCUCCAAGCCCAUAUGAUCCAUCUGAUCGUCAUCAGCAUCCUUUGAGCCAGAAUGGAGGACAUCCUCCAGGUUGUAGCCUGGGGAGCCAUUUUGGACCAGUUCAACUCCCACCCUUACUUCCACCUCUAGGCCACGGUCCUUCUCAAGUCGUGCCUCUCCAGUACGUGUGCGUGGAUGCUUGCUUUUAGGCCACCGGUGAACUGGCACGCUCUGCAGCGGUACACUUCGACCAGGUCCUAUUAGCACGGGCAGCACCAUUGAGGGCUUGCACCAUUUUAAUGUCGUCAACAGGGUCGGACUUCCAACUUUAUUGGCUGAUCCCUCCUUGUGACCUUGUUGGAUUCAUGUCCAACCGGGUCAUCAGGAGGGAUCAGCCAAUCGUGAAGAAGAAAAUGGACUACUUAAAAAUGGAGAUGGCCUCAAUGGCGCUGCCCGUGUGCUCACAGACGCCAUAAUGGAAACUACAGUGGGGAAAAAAAGUAUUUAGUCAGCCAACAAUUGUGCAAGUUCUCCCACUUAAAAAGAUGAGAGCGGCCUGUAAUUUUCAUCAUAGGUUCACGUCAACUAUGACAGACAAAUUGAGAUUUUUUUCUAUGAAUUUAUUUGCAAAUUAUGAUGGAAAAUAAGUAUUUGGUCACCUACAAACAAGCAAGAUUUCUGGCUCUCACAGACCUGUAACUUCUUCUUUAAGAGGCUCCUCUGUCCUCCACUCGUUACCUGUAUUAAUGGCACCUGUUUGAACUUGUUAUCAGUAUAAAAGACACCUGUCCACAACCUCAAACAGUCACACUCCAAACUCCACUAUGGCCAAGACCAAAGAGCUGUCAAAGGACACCAGAAACAAAAUUGUAGACCUGCACCAGGCUGGGAAGACUGAAUCUGCAAUAGGUAAGCAGCUUGGUUUGAAGAAAUCAACUGUGGGAGCAAUUAUUAGGAAAUGGAAGACAUACAAGACCACUGAUAAUCUCCCUCGAUCUGGGGCUCCACGCAAGAUCUCACCCCGUGGGGUCAAAAUGAUCACAAGAACGGUGAGCAAAAAUCCCAGAACCACACGGGGGGACCUAGUGAAUGACCUGCAGAGAGCUGGGACCAAAGUAACAAAGCCUACCAUCAGUAACACACUACGCCGCCAGGGACUCAAAUCCUGCAGUGCCAGACGUGUCCCCCCUGCUUAAGCCAGUACAUGUCCAGGCCCGUCUGAAGUUUGCUAGAGUGCAUUUGGAUGAUCCAGAAGAGGAUUGGGAGAAUGUCAUAUGGUCAGAUGAAACCAAAAUAGAACUUUUUGGUAAAAACUCAACUCGUCGUGUUUGGAGGACAAAGAAUGCUGAGUUGCAUCCAAAGAACACCAUAUCUACUGUGAAGCAUGGGGGUGGAAACAUCAUGCUUUGGGGCUGUUUUUCUGCAAAGGGACUAGGACGACUGAUCCGUGUAAAGGAAAGAAUGAAUGGGGCCAUGUAUCGUGAGAUUUUGAGUGAAAACCUCCUUCCAUCAGCAAGGGCAUUGAAGAUGAAACGUGGCUGGGUCUUUCAGCAUGACAAUGAUCCCAAACACACCGCCCGGGCAACGAAGGAGUGGCUUCGUAAGAAGCAUUUCAAGGUCCUGGAGUGGCCUAGCCAGUCUCCAGAUCUCAACCCCAUAGAAAAUCUUUGGAGGGAGUUGAAAGUCCGUGUUGCCCAGCGACAGCCCCAAAACAUCACUGCUCUAGAGAUCUGCAUGGAGGAAUGGGCCAAAAUACCAGCAACAGUGUGUGAAAACCUUGUGAAGACGUUUGACCUGUGUCAUUGCCAACAAAGGGUAUAUAACAAAGUAUUGAGAAACUUUUGUUAUUGACCAAAUACUUAUUUUCCACCAUAAUUUGCAAAUAAAUUCAUAAAAAAUCCUACAAUGUGAUUUUCUGGAUUUUCUUUUCUCAUUUUGUCUGUAAUAGUUGACGUGUACCUAUGAUGAAAAUUACAGGCCUCUCUCAUCUUUUUAAGUGGGAGAACUGACUAAAUACUUUUUUUCCCCACUGUAUAUAGGGAUGCUUUCUCUAUCAUUCUCUAUAGGCAGUCUAGACAGUCCAGGUGAGUGCAGGUAGGGUAGACAGAGCAAAUGUUUUGGUGGUUGCGGCCCUGUUCAAAUUGAUGUUCAUAUAUUAAUGUUUGCACGCAGUGUAUUUAUGCAAAUGAGGAACAUAUAAUUGUCUUUAUUUUAACACAAAUAUUUUCUUAAAAAUAUCUCAAACAAUAAGAAAAUGUGUAUGAGGGCACUCUAAGAAAAAAUAGUGACAUUUGACAAUAAAUUGAAUACCUGAAUUCCCACCAACAUCCCUGAACUCAUUAUUUGUCGGUGGCAGUAAAAUGUUUUAUGUGCUGUAACUCACAUUGUAAACUGGGUGGUUCGAGCCCUGAAUGCUGAUUGGCUGAAAGCCGUGGUAUAUCAGACCAUAUACCAGGGGUAUGCUCUAAUUAUGUUGGUAACCAGUUUAUAAUAGUAAUAAGGCACCUCAGGGGGUUUGUGAUAUAUGGCCAAUAUACCACGGCUAACGGCUGUAAACACUGAAUGUGCUGGAAUAUGCAACUUUUCUACCAAUUAUUUACCUACUCACCACGAACAUCAAAAAAAUGGAAUCGCGGUGAAUGACCAUCAUCUCAUCUACUUUCAGGCAGCUAGCUAGCCACUAACGUUAACAUAGAGUUAGACUAUCCGACAAUGAUGUCACCGUUAUGUCAGCCAUGACUACAUGGCUGACAUACUCACACCGCUUUUGGACAUUGUUUUCAUCCUCAGGCGCAAGGUGGAGCUCAGCUGCCUUUGACUCAAAAAGGUAACCAAGGUACGGUUUGGGACUGAUGUAUCCAUCUAUUGGCCCUUUGAGUACAUCAACAUUUGCGAGUGUUUGGGGGGGGGAGUGGUGAGAGUAGUAGAUACAGUUGAAGUCGGAAGUUUACAUACACCUUAGCCAAAUACAUUUAAACUCAGUUUCACAAUUCCUGACAUUUAAUCCGAGUAGUGGUCCUCUGUAGCUCAGCUAGGUAGUGGGUUCGAUCCCCGGGACCACCCGUACACAAAAAUGUAUGCACGCAUGACUGUAAGUCGCUUUGGAUAAAAGCGUCUGCUAAGUGGCAUGUUAUGUUAUAAAAAUUCCCUGUCUUAGGUCAGUUAGGAUCACCACUUUAUUUUAAGAAUGUGAAAUGUCAGAAUAAUUGUAGAGAGAAUGAUUUAUUUCAGCUUUUAUUUAUUUCAUCACAUUCCCAGUGGGUCAGAAGUUUACAUACACUCAAUUAGUAGUUGGUAGCAUUGCCUUUAAAUUGUUUAACUUGGGUCAAACCGUUGGGUAGCCUUCCACAAGCUUCCCACAAUAAGUUGGGUGAAUUUUGGCCCAUUCCUCCUGACAGAGCUGGUGUAACUGAGUCAGGUUUGUAGGCCUCCUUGCUCGCACACGCUUUUUCAGUUCUGCCCACAAAUGUUCUAUAGGAUUGAGGUCAGGGCUUAUUGAUGGCCACUCCAAUACCUUGACUUUUUUGUCCUUAAGCCAUUUUGCCACAACUUUGGAAGGAUGCUUGGGGUCAUUGUCCAUUUGGAAGACCAAUUUGCGACCAAGCUUUAACUUCCUGACUGAUGUCUUGAGAUGUUGCCUCAAUAUAUCUGCAUAAUUUUCCUUCCUCAUGAUGCCAUCUAUUUUGUGAAGUGCACCAGUCCCUCCUGCAGCAAAGCACCCCCACAGCAUGAUGCUGCCACCCCCGUGCUUCACGGUUGGGAUGGUGUUCUUCGGCUUGCAAGCAUCCCCCUUUUUCCUCCAAACAUAAUGAUGGCCAUUAUGGCCAAAAAGAUAUAUUUUUGUUUCAUCAGACCAGAGGACAUUUCUCCAAAAAGUACGAUCUUUAUCCCCAUGUGCAGUUGCAAUCCGUAGUCUGUCUUUUUUAUGGCGGUUUUGGAACAGUGGCUUCUUCCUUGCUGAGCGGCCUUUCAGGUUAUGUCGAUAUAGGACACGUUUUACUGUGGAUAUAGAUAUUUUUGUACCUGUUUCCUCCAGCAUCUUCACAAGGUCCUUUGCUGUUGUUCUGGGAUUGAUUUGCACUUUUCGCACCAAAGUACGUUCAUCUCUAGGAGACAGAACGUGUCUCCUUCCUGAGCGGUAUGACGGCUGCAUGGUCCCAUGGUGUUUAUAUUUGCGUACUAUUGUUUGUACAGAUGAACGUGGUACCUUCAGGCGUUUCGAAAUUGCUCCCAGGGAUGAACCAGACUUGUGGAGGUCUACCAUUUUUUUUCUGAGGUCUUGGCUGAUUUCUUUUGAUUUUCCCAUUAUGUCAAGCAAAGAGACACUGAGUUUGAAGGUAGGCCUUGAAAUACAUCCACAGCUACACCUCCAAUUGACUCAAAUUAUGUCAAUUAGCCUAUCAGAAGCUUCUAAAGCCAUGACAUCAUUUUCUGGAAUUUUCCAAGCUGUUUAAAGGCACAGUCAACUUAGUGUAUGUAAACUUCUGACCCACUGGAAUUGUGAUACAGUGAAUUAUAAGUGAAAUAAUCUGUCUGUAAACUAUUUUUGGAAAAAUUACUUGUGUGUCAUGCACAAAGUAGAUGUCCUAACCGACUUGCCAAAACUAUAGUUUGUUAACAAGAAAUUUGUGGAGUGGUUGAAAAACAAGUUUUAAUGACCUCAACCUAAGUGUAUGUAAACUUCCGACUUCAACUGUAUGUACCAGUACAGAGGGAUAGGCCAACAAGUGAUAUAUGUUUCAGUAAGAUUGGAUUUUUAGCAUUUAUAGCAAUGGUUAUUAAUUGUACUGCAGGGAUGGAACGUAAGUCGAAGAAAAUUGAGGUUGUGGUGGCAGCUGCAGAGAGGUAUUUGGGUGUGCGAGACUUGACAUCAGAAGAGUUACUGGGAGUGUUAAGUGGUGAUGUCCCAUCAUUUCAGGUUGAGGGCAUGAGGUAGAAGUGAGUGUAUUUAAACAGUGGAUAAGGAUGGGGUUAAUUAUUAGUUGUAGUGUUGAAGGUGUGAGUGUAGUGUUAGAUUUCUUUGCUUUGUUUUAUUUUAUUUUUCAAGAAAAGAUAAGGGAGUUGAACUCCAGUCUAGUAGGUGGUGGUAAUGCAACAAAUUGGAUGCCAACCGCCGUUAAACCUCAUUGAAGAAGAAGAACGUCCGAGUCCCAGUGUUGCCAACUUAGCAACUUUGUCGCUAUAUUUAGCGAGUAUUCAGACCCCUCUAGCGACACAUUUUCAAAAAAAAUCGACUAGCAACAAAUCUAGCGACUUUUUCUGCCGUUAUUGGAGACUUUUCGAGACUCUGACAUGAAAGCACGUAUCGUUCUUACUCUUCUCAACGAGCAGCGGGUGCUGCCGUGGCGUGGGCCCCGGGCCCCACCCCCGUCCCAAAGCACUCACAGGCGGCCCAGUCCUCGCACAGCAGUCCCUCCCAGCUGCAGUCAGAGCAGGAGAUGUUCAUCCCUCCGCGUCCAGACUGCAAAUGAAUCCGCCCCUGGCUGAUCCCGCCCUGGCUUACAUUCAGGGCAGGAUGUAAAUGUAAAAUGUUCUUUGUCUAAAAUAAAUCACUGCACAAAAAUAAAAAUCACUGCAUUUGACUCCCACAGCCUCAGUCACUUACUCACCUCGUCCACUGUGUGUGUGCCUCUCUGUGACAUAAGCUAAACAUCUAGCUGGCUAGCUCAUCCUGUCUCAGUCUAAACUGUACACUCAAAAAUACAGAAAGGAGAGGGAAUCAAACCCUGAAUUCAAAGGCUGGUUGAAGCCGUUUAUUGGAGAUGAUACACGGGCAUACUGCCCGUAUUGUAAAGCUGAUUUCUACUCCAAACUUAGUGAUGUAAAAAAAACACAUGACAACUCAAAAACAUACUCAAAAGGCAAAGCCUUAUAACAGUUCCACCCAAAACAAGCUGCCAUUUAGAGUUAAAUUGACUCUGAAAAAAAGGCUGAAGCCACCAUGGCAUUAGCUAUCGCUGAACACUGUUCCAUGUUGGCAUGUGAUCACAUUGGAGAAGCACGUAGAGCUGCUUUAUCAGACUCCACUGCAGCUACCCACUUCAAAAUGCUCAGGACAAAGUGCACAUAAAUGAUUAAUGGUGUUCUAGCACCAUACUUUCUGAAAAAGUUGGUCGCAGAUGUGGGUGACCAGCGUUUCAGCCUCCUCCUCGAUUACAUUUUACAUUUGAGUAAUUUAGCAGACGUUCUUAUCCAGAGCGACUUACAGUUAGUGAGUGUAUACAUUUUAAUUUUUUUUCAUACUCGAUGAGUCCACGGAUGUAAGUGUUUCUAAGUACCUGGGGGUUGUGAUAAGGUACUUUAGUGACACCAAGCAGACAAUUGUAUCAACAUUUCUGGGGCUUGUUGAGUUGGAGGUAGGAGAUGCCAAAUCUAUAGCCCGUGCUGUUGUGGCUUUCCUCGAGAAGUGUUGUCUUUAAAAAGAGAAACUCCUGGGGACUGACAAUGCCUCUGUUAUGACGGGGAUUAACAAUGGGGUCCAUAAAGUGCUGAAGGAGGAGUACGGCCUCAAAGAUCUGGUUCUUAUUCGCUGUGUGUGCCACUCUCUGCAGCUUGCUGUAAGUCAUUCUUCCAAUGACACCAUCCCCCGUAGUGUGGAGUACUUGGUACGAGAGACUUAUAACUGGUUUUCAGUGUCUCCAAAGCGCAGGGAGGCCUACAAGGCCAUAUAUGAGACCAUCAACUGUGGGGAGAAACCUUUACAGAUAACCAAGGCGUGUGCCACACGUUGGCUCUCCAUUGACCCGUGGUUUCACGCAUUUUGGACCAGUGGGAGGAGCGUAGGCUGCAUUUCGCAGUCACCAAGUCCAGUGAACACUGCUACAUUUACAUUUACAUUUACGUCAUUUAGCAGACGCUCUUAUCCAGAGCGACUUACAAAUAGGUGCAUUCACCUUAUAGCCAGUGGGAUAACCACUUUACAAUGUUAUUUUUUUAUUUAUUUUUGGGGGGGGGGGGGGGUAGAGUAAAGGGGGGGGGGGGGGGGGGGUAGAAUGAUUACUUUAUCCUAUCCCAGGUAUUCCUUAAAGAGGUGGGGUUUCAAAUGUCUCCGGAAGGUGGUGAGUGACUCCGCUGUCCUGGCGUCGUGAGGGAGCUUGUUCCACCAUUGGGGUGCCAGAGCUUCCGCAGAGGUAGGGGAGCCAGCAGGCCAGAGGUGGAUGAACGCAGUGCCCUCGUUUGGGUGUAGGGACUGAUCAGAGCCUGAAGGUACGGAGGUGCCGUUCCCCUCACAGCUCCGUAGGCAAGCACCAUGGUCUUGUAGCAGAUGCGAGCUUCAACUGGAAGCCAGUGGAGUGUGCGGAGGAGCGGGGUGACGUGAGAGAACUUAGGAAGGUUGAACACCAGACGGGCUGCGGCAUUCUGGAUGAGUUGUAGGGGUUUAAUGGCACAGGCAGGGAGCCCAGCCAACAGCGAGUUGCAGUAAUCCAGACGGGAGAUGACAAGUGCCUGGAUUAGGACCUGUGCCGCUUCCUGUGUAAGGCAGGGUCGUACUCUCCGAAUGUUGUAGAGCAUGAACCUACAGGAUCGGGUCACCGCCUUGAUGUUAGCGGAGAACGACAGGGUGUUGUCCAGGGUCACGCCAAGGCUCUUCGCACUCUGGGAGGAGGACACAACGGAGUUGUCAACCGUGAUGGCGAGAUCAUGGAACGGGCAGUCCUUCCCCGGGAGGAAGAGCAGCUCCGUCUUGCCGAGGUUCAGCUUGAGGUGGUGAUCCGUCAUCCAUACUGAUAUGUCUGCCAGACAUGCAGAGAUGCGAUUCGCCACCUGGUUAUCAGAAGGGGGAAAGGAGAAGAUUAGUUGUGUGUCGUCAGCGUAGCAAUGAUAGGAGAGUCCAUGUGAGGAUAUGACAGAGCCAAGUGACUUGGUGUAUAGCGAGAAUAGGAGAGGGCCUAGAACUGAGCCCUGGGGGACACCAGUGGUGAGAGCACGUGGUGCGGAGACAGCUUCUCGCCACGCCACUUGGUAGGAGCGACCGGUCAGGUAGGACGCAAUCCAAGACAGGUCUAGAAGGACAAGAGCAGAGGAGAGAGAGUUAGCUUUAGCAUUGCGGAGAGCCUCUGUGACACAGAGUAGAGCAGUCUCAGUUGAAUGACCAGUCUUGAAACCUGACUGGUUUGGAUCAAGAAGGUCAUUCUGAGAGAGAUAGCAAGAGAGUUGGCUAAAGACGGCACGCUCAAUAGUUUUGGAGAGAAAAGAAAGAAGGGAUACUGGUCUGUAGUUGUUGACAUCAGAGGGAUCGAGUGUUGGUUUUUUGAGAAGGGGUGCAACUCUCGCUCUCUUGAAGACGGAAGGGACAUAGCCAGCGGUCAAGGAUGAGUUGAUCAGCGAGGUGAGGUAAGGGAGAAGGUCACCGGAGAUGGUCUGGAGAAGAGAGGAGGGGAUAGGGUCAAGCGGGCAGGUUGUUGGGCGGCCUGCCGUCACAAGUCGCAAGAUUUUAUCUGGAGAGAGAGGGGAGAAAGAAGUCAAAGCAUAGGGUAGGGCUGUGUGAGCAGGACCAGCAGUGUCAUUUGACUUAACAAACGAGGAUCGGAUGUCGUCAACCUUCUUUUCAAAAUGGUUGACGAAGUCAUCCACAGAGAGGGAGGAGGGGGGGAUUCAGCAGGGAGGAGAAUGUGGCAAAGAGCUUCCUAGGGUUAGAGGCGGAUGCUUGGAAUUUAGAGUGGUAGAAAGUGGCCUUAGCAGCAGAAACAGAUGAAGAAAAUGUAGAGAGGAGGGAGUGAAAAGAUGCCAGGUCUGCAGGGAGUCUAGUUUUCUUCCAUUUCCGCUCAGCUGCCCGGAGCUCUGUUCUGUGAGCUCGCAAUGAGUCAUCAAGCCACGGAGCUGGUGGGGAGGACCGAGCCGGCCGGGAGGAUAGGGGACAUAGAGAGUCAAAGGAUGCAGAAAGGGAGGAGAGGAGGGUUGAGGAGGCAGAAUCAGGAGAUUGGAGGGAGAAGGAUUGAGCAGAGGGAAGAGAUGAUAGGAUGGAAGAGGAGAGAGUAGCGGGAGAGAGAGAGCGAAGGUUGCGACGGCGCAUUACCAUCUGUGUAGGGGCAGAGUGAGUAGUGUUGGAGGAGAGCGAGAGAGAAAAGGAUACAAAGUAGUGGUCGGAGACUUGGAGGGGAGUUGCAGUGAGAUUAGUAGAAGAACAGCAUCUAGUAAAGAUGAGGUCAAGCGUAUUGCCUGCCUUGUGAGUAGGGGGGGACGGUGAGAGGGUGAGGUCAAAAGAGGAGAGGAGUGGAAAGAAGGAGGCAGAGAGAAAUGAGUCAAAUGUAGACGUAGGGAGGUUGAAAUCCCCCAGAACUGUGAGGGGUGAGCCAUCCUCAGGAAAGGAACUUAUCAAGGCGUCAAGCUCAUGGCUGAGGUUUUAUACUCCAUGUACAGUGAUCCUCAAAACAUAUUGUAUCUGACUUUUUGAAGUCAGUGCUGGGUGAGGUACAGUUGGCCAUCAAGGCUUUUGAGGGAGAGCAAGUAGAUCCUCUUAAGCUACUUGACAGCUUGGUUAGCCUGAUCAAGUCUGUGAGCAGCAGGGUGCUGAAUCCACUGGCAAAUGUUGAUGUACUCAAAGGGCCAAUAGAUGGAUACAUCAGUCCCAAACCGUACCUUGGUUACCUUUUUGAGUCAAAGGCAGCUGAGCUCCACCUUGCGCCUGAGGAUGAAAACAAUGUCCAAAAGCGGUGUGUAGCCUUCACCAUCUCCCUCACUAAUGAGUUGAGGGUGAGACUGCCGGACAACAUCGAAGCAUUGCAGUACAUGUCAGUUUUCAAUGUGGAGGAAACUCUAAAGCACAAUAAGAGCCCUGGAGAAAUAGAAAAAAUAGCCAAGCUCCUUGGCUACUCCCCUGUAGAGAUAGACAAGAUUGUCCAGCAAUGGCGUGCCAUCCAUCUUAGUAAAUGGAAUGAGACAAAAAACACACUGGGCUUCUGGAGUGAGAUUUGGAAGUUCAGGGAUGCAGCUGAUAUCAACCCGUUUCAAGAUCUUGCCAUGGCUGCUGUGUCUGUGUUGUCCUUGCCACACUAGAACGCUGAAGUCGAGAGAGUAUUCAGCCAGAUGAGUGUGGUAAAAAGCAAACUUAGAAAUCGGAUGUCCUUGCAGACCCUUAACUCCAUCCUGUACAUUCGAUAUGGACUGAAGCUGUCUGGUGAGGCUUGCUAUGAGCACCAGCUGCCUGAUAAUGUUUUGCAGCCUUUUGGCACAUGAGCUGCUUACUCAUUUAAGUCAGCUCCCUCAGUUGCUGAACCUGCCAUAGAGAGCCUUGACCAAAAGGACGAUGACCCACUCUUUCUGUGAGCCAGCACAGCCUGUGUGUGUGUGUGUGGAGGGGGGUCUGAAAAAAAAUUAGGGCCAGACUAGUUACCAUCAUUUUCUCACAUUGCCAUUGACAGUUUUUUCUAUUGUCUCUUUUUGGUCUAUUUAGAUUGUUAAUGUUGAUUGUAUACAAUUUUUUUUUACAAAUGUUAUGGUUAAACAUUUUCAUGUUUUACUGUGACUUGUUGUAGGCUCCUAAGUGGAACAUAAGGUUAAAAACCAAACCAAACUUAAGAAAACUAAACUAAACAUUUUUUUUACUAAAACAAACUAAGUAACUCAGCCAGAGUGUCUCUUUUGGGUAACUUUUGCCGGUCCCAAGCCCGGAUAAAGGAGGAUGGUUGGAAUUGUGACAUAAAAAAAACAAGAAUCAAAAAGAAGAGAGUUAAUUUGUAGUUCUAAACAUAUUUAGGGUGUUUUUUACUCACUUUUUGUCUCUCCCACCACGUUAUUCCUCACAAUUACAUGCACAACUAUGCAAAUUAGGUGAUGACGUCAUUUAGCGACUUUUAGGGAAGCCAAUAGCUACUUUCCUUACUGAGAAGUUGGCAACACGUGUGUCCGACUCCCGAAACGAACUUGAAAAUGAGCCAACCCCAUGCUUACUUUUUAGGGACCACUGUCAAUGGAAUGCUUCGUUUCUGUGCUAUACAUUACUUAUUGUCUUAUUGAAACAUUUUAUUUAAUAAGUAAUUGUAUAAUAGUUUGUAACAUCAAAAUAUACGUACAAAGAAUAUUCAUUAUUGACAAAUCUCUCAUAUCGGGGAUAGAGACAAAAAUAAAAAUGGUCAUAACUUUAACGACAGCGCUUUGGUUAGUCUUGUUUUCCUAUCCAUUGCGCAUGUCCAAAAUAAACAAUGGGCGGAUUCGAUUACGCUGAGUCGCGGGACACUUGCGAGGAGCUCCAUCUUCAAAUCGAACAGUAAUCGGUGCCGCACGGUCAUUUUGUCAACAAGGCAGCAUGGUGCAUCGUCCAGAAACAUAAAACAUAUAUUUUCCAUAAAAUACAUGUUUGAAUAGCCUAACUAUUUUUAAUUGGGAAGGCAGAUAAAACGUUGUUAUCAAAAACAAACACUUUUGUAUGGGAAAACACAGAAUCCUACUAAUUACAACACAUGCUUAAUUACAACACUUUUGUUUUGAGCCGACUUCGCCGUGGGCUUUGAACGGGGCAUCUGGCUCCCGCCCGGGAGGCAGCCAGUUUAAAAUCGAACGCAACCAACUUUCAGCCGCUGCGAAACACGACUACACGGGCGAGAUUAAUCGAACCCCCUCAGUGAAAAUGGCUGCCAUUGACUUCAUAACGUUAACUGGUGACAGCGAGAAAAAACAACCGUAAGUAAUGCUUUAAAUUGUGCUUUAGGUAGCUAAAAUGUAUAGUUUUCACUAUGGGUUAUUCUGCGUGUGGUCAUAAACAGUUAUUGUCCAAUGAAUCAUGUCUUAUACGCGUUGUUAGCGCUAGAGCCUGUUUCGCUACUAGCUAGCUAGCUUACAAGCCAAUGUCAUAGUUGUGAAACUCGGAGAAAUACUGGACAAGGUUAGCCAGCUAGCUUAUGACCUAGUUUCAGUGCCUCUCAAACCUCUCCUCGGGGACCCCCAGCCGUUUAAUCUAUUCCAGAGCUAGCACGUCUGAUUCAACUUGUCAAUCAUUAAGCCCCUGACUAGCUAAUUGAAUCAGGUGUGCUUGUUCAGGCUGCAACAAAAUUGUGAAACGACUGGGGGUCCCCAAAGAAAGGUUUGAGAAACACACAAGUUACACCACUAGUAGUUGUGGAAUGAACCAGCAAUAGUUGUCAAAAUGAACCAAUUACCAUGGGGCAUUCCAGUUGAUUUAAUCAUUACAUUAAUCUUUCCAAUAUCCUGUCGUGUGCAGGGGAGAGGAUGCAGAGAGGAGUGGUAAUGAAGAGGAAGACCAGGACCUGUCAGAGGAGGAGGGAGGCGCCGCCGGGAAGGCCGAAGCCGGUUCGUUGAAGCUCAGCGUUGCCGCGAGCUCAGCCAAGGCCAAGAAAAAGAAACACAAGCACCGCAGCAAACAGAAGAGACACAAGCAGUCUUCACCUGAGGACAAGGAGCGGCGCCACAAGCACCGGCACAAGCACAAGAAGCACAGGCGUAAAGAUGGCCCCUCGACCGACGGCUUCCCCACCGGUGGCGACGACAACGCUUUCACAUACUCUUGCUUCUCCAAGCAGCCGAGACUGGAAGACGACGAGAUGGCGCUUCUGGAGGAGCUGGAGAAACAGCGGGCCCUGAUCCAAGCUGAGCUAGACAGUGAAAUGACUGAGGGGGGCAGGGGGGUACAGUCGGGCAUGGGGCUCAUACUCCAGGGAUACCACUCUGGGGAGGAGGAGGAUGGGGAGAUUCAGGGGGAGAGGGUGUGCAACGGGCAGCACUUGCGGAGAGGGGAAACUGGGGCUGGCUCAGGCUCGCAGACCGCUAAAGACGCUGGUAGAGUCCAGCGAGAGUCGGCAGAUGCCGGCAAAGCUAAGCAGAAAAAUCCCAAUAAAGACGCUAGGAAGAGAAAGACGGACAGCAAGAUCAAGGAUCAGAUGAGAGGGAUGAGCACGUCCAGGGAUAGAGACAGCAGGAGACAUUCCAUGAGUGCGGAUUGCUUUAAGGAAAGGGCACGGGUGUCCAAGUCUCCUCCUGGCACUAGCAAGCAGCCUGCUCAAAACCAGGACAAACACAAGAAGGCGAUCAAGUCCCCCGCCAAGGACGCUUCCUCUGGGAAUGAGAACUGCUCUCCUGGCCUGCGAGGGAGGCCACCAGGCCCCGCCCCCCAGCUGCAGCGCAGCACGUCCCCAUCACAGUGCCGGGACCCCCGGGCCUCCUCUUCAGGUCCCCAGGCAGCCGAGCGAUGGGCCAGGUCACCGCCACCACCCAGAGGGGGCCACCCACGCUCCCCGGAGUGUCAAAGGAGAGAGGUGGACCGACUGAGACUCUCACCUGGCAGGUCAGAACAUUGUUUGGCCUCAUGUCGAUUCCACACAUGAAUCACAAAAAGUAAUCCAAGUUGAUGAGUUAAGAAAUUUGGCCUUUUGCGUUUGAUACAGAUAAACAUGCUUUUGUUUUCAAGGAGGAGAUGUAUCUUCUCACAACCAGGUACAGGGUCCACAAAUUAAUUUACUGGUAACAUAUUGGGAAAACCAUUAGGUCCGGGUUGUCUCUUUCCUCCCGGGAUAGACCAUGAGUAUUGGGAUGGGAAGCUUGGGGGGGGGGGGGCGGGGCGUAUUCAUUAUUGCACACUGUAGCAAAACGUUUUGCAACAUGAAAAAGUAGCAUUUCUUAUGGGGCGAAUUUAGGAUAGUCCUUCUCCGUUUCAGCUGGUUGUUUCCAUUUAGUUUCUAGUGAAUACAGCCCUAGUAAUUCUGGGGGUGUGUUAGACACCACACCGAGGCUGGUUAAGGGCUCACAUUUAAAACCACAUCUCAGUUAAAAUAAUAAUAAGAUGUAUUGUCACAUACACGGGAUAGCUGCAGUGUGUUGUUUUACAGGGUCAGCCAUAGUAGUAUGAUAGGUGCAGUGAAAUGUGUUGUUCUACAGGGUCAGCCAUAGUAGUAUGAUAGGUGCAGUGUAAUGUGUUGUUUUACAGGGUCAGCCAUAGUAGUAUGAUAGGUGCAGUGUAAUGUGUUCUACAGGGUCAGCCAUAGCAGUAUGAUAGGUGCAGUGUAAUGUGUUGUUCUACAGGGUCAGCCAUAGUAGUAUGAUAGGUGCAGUGAAAUGUGUUUUACAGGGUCAGCCAUAGUACGGCGCCCCUGGAGCAAAUUAGGGUUUAAGUGCCUUGCUCAAGGGCACAUAGACAGAUUUUUCACCUUGUCUGCUUGGGUAUUCGAACCUGCGACUUUUUCAGUUACUAAGCCCAACGCUCUAAUUGCAAGUAGACAGCUGCUAUUUCCAGGAAGGGUCUAUCAGCAGAAUCUGUGCCAGGAAAGAAGAAAUUAGUGCUGGUGUGAGUGCUCAUGGGAGAUGUAGUCAUGCGCGAUAUUCCCUACCAAACGUAGUCCAGUUUACAUCAUCCACACAUUGAAUCGUGUCCAAAUCAAAUCACACAAACCCUUUAGGUAAUGCGUGGAAAAUAUUGAAUGUGUAAGCCCUUGUCCUGUUGCUGCGUGGUCUUCAGGAUGCGGCGCCAGGACGAGGCAGGGGGCCGCAGGGAUGCCAGCCCAGCUCGACGGUUCAGCCGCUCACCUUUCAGGCGGAGGUGUCGCUCUCCCAGGAGACGCAGCAGGUCUCCAUUCAGGAGGAGGUGGGUGGAGGUACUUUUCUCCCCAUAUGUCUGAUAACUGUACUAUCCCCACCUGUGUUGUGUUCAGUUGAAGUCGGAAGUUUACAUACACCUUAGCCAAAUACAUUUCAACUCAGUUUUUCACAAUUCCUGACAUUUAAUCCCAGUAAAAAUUCCCUGUUUUAGGUCAGUUAGGAUCACCACUUUAUUUUAAGAAUGUGAAAUGUCAGAAUAAUAGUAGAGAGAAUUAUUGAUUUAUUUCAGCUUUUAUUUCUUUCAUCACAUUCCCAGUGGGUCAGAAGUUUACAUACACUCAAUUAGUAUUUGGUAGCAUUGCCUUUAAAUUGUUUAACUUCGGUCAAACCGUUCGGGUAACCUUCCACAAGCUUCUCACAAUAAGUUGGGUGAAUUUUGGCCCAUUCCCCCUGACAGAGCUGGUGUAACAGAGUCAGGUUUGUAGGCCUCCUUGCUCCCACCAAAGUACGUUCAUCUCUAGGAGACAGAACGGGUCUCCUUCCUGAGCGUUAUGACGGCUGCGUGGUCCCAUGGUAUUUAUACUUGCGUACUAUUGUUUGUACAGAUGAACAUGGUACCUUCAGGCGUUUGGAAAUUGCUUUCAAGGAUGAACCAGACUUGUGGAGGUCUACAAAUCAUUUUCUGAGGUCUUGGCUGAUUUCUUUAGAUUUUCCCAUGAUGUCAAGCAAAGAGGCACUGAGUUUGAAGGUAGGCCUUGAAAUACAUCCACAGGUACACCUUCAAUUGACUCAAAUUAUGUCAAUUAGCCUAUCAGAAGCUUCUAAAGCCAUUACAUCAUUUUCUGGAAUUUUCCAAGCUGUUUAAAAGCACAGUCAACUUAGUGUAUGUAAACUUCUGACCCACUGGAAUUGUGAUGCAGUGAAUUAUAAGUGAAAUAAUCUGUCUGUAAACAAUUGUUGGAAAAAUUACUUGUCAUGCACAAAGUAGAUGUCCUAACCGACUCGCCAAAACUAUAGUUUGUUAACAAGAAAUUUUGUGGAGUGGUUGAAAACAAGUUUGUGUAUGUGUAUGUAAACUUCCGACUUCAACUGUAUAUGUCUGUGAGUCUAUAUAUACAGAUGGGCCUCUGUAGCUCAGCUGGUAGAGCAUGGCACUUGUAACGCCAAGGUAGUGGGUUCGAUCCCCGGGACCACCCAUACGUAAAAAUGUAUGCACACAUGACUGUAAGUCGCUUUGGAUAAAAGCGUCUGCUAAAUGGCUUAUUAUUAUUAUUAUUAUUAUUAUUAUUAUUUCCCGUUCUCUGUCUGAUGAAGGUCUGACCGAAACGUCAUUCUUUAUUUUAAAGUGUUGCAACUUACCUAUUUUGAGGCUAUGAUAGUUCUUAUUUUAUUGUCACCGAAUAGGUGUUGUUUUACACGGUCAGCCACAGUAGUACGGCGCCCCUGGAGCAAAUGACAGUUAAGUGCCUUGCUCAAGGGCACAUAGACCGAUUUUUCACCUUGUUGGCUCGGGUAUUCGAACCGGCAACCUUUCGGUUACUGGCCCGACCCUCUAACCACCAGCCCUAAUUAUGUUUUUUUCUUCAAGAUUCAAUGGUUAUACAGUGCAUUCGGAAAGUAUUCAGACCCCUUGACUUUUUCCACUUUUCCACAUUUUGUUACGUUACAGCCUUAUUUUAAAAUGGAUAAUACACAUAAUGACAAAACAAAAACAUUUUUUUUAUUUUUAUUGUUGCACAUUUGAUAAAAAAUUAAAAUAAUAAUGUCACAUUUACAUGAGUAUUCAGACCCUUUACUCAGUACUUUGUUGAAGCACCUUUGGCAGUGAUUAUAUCCUUAAGUCUUCUUGGGUAUGAUGCUACAAGCUUGGCACACCUGUAUUUGGGGAGUUUCUCCCAUUAUUCUCUGCAGAUCCUCUCAAGCUCUGUCAGGUUGGAUGGGGAGCAUUGCCGCGCAGCUAUUUUCAGGUCUCUCCAGAGAUGUUCGAUCGGGUUCAAGUCCGGGCUCUGGCUGGGCCACUCAAGGACAUUCAGAGACUUGUCCCGAAGCCAUUCCUGCGUUGUCUUGGCUGUGUGCUUAGGGUCGUUGUCCUGUUUUGAAGGUGAACCUUCGCCCCAGUCUGAGGUUCUGAGCGCUCUGGAGCGGUUUUCAUCAAGGAUGUCUCUGUACUUUGCUCCGUUCAUCUUUCACUCAAUCCUGACUAGUCUCCCUGCUGCUGAAAAACAUCCCCACAGCAUGAUGCUGCCACCACCAUGCUUCACCGUAGGGAGGGUGCCUGGUUUCCUCCAUUUACAUUUACAUUUUAGUCAUUUAGCAGACGCUCUUAUCCAGAGCGACUUACAUGAGCAAUUAGGGUUAAGUGCCUUGCUUAAGGGCACAUCGACAGAUUUUUCACCUAGUCGGCUCGGGGAUUAGAACCAGCGACCUUUCGGUUACUGGCACAACGCUCUUACCCACUAAGCUACCUGCCGCCCUGCGACGUGAUGCUUAGUAUUCAGGCCAAAGAGUUCAAUCUUGGUUUCAUCAGACCAGAGAAUCUUGUUUCUCAUGGUCUUAGAGUCCUUUAGGUGCCUUUUGGCAAACUCCAAGCAGGCUGUCAUGUGCCUUUUACUGAGGAGUGGCUUCCGUCUGGCCACUCUAACAUAAAGGCCUGAUUGCUGGAGUGCUGCAGAGAUGGUUGUCCUUCUGGAAGGUGCCCCAAUCUCCACAGAGGAGCUCUGUCAGAGUGACCAUCGGGUUCUUGGUCAUUUCCCUGACCAAGGCCCCUCGCCCCCGAGUUUGACCGGGCGUCCAGCUCUAGGAAGAGUCUUGGUGGUACCAAACUUCUUCUAUUUAAGGAUGAUAGAGGCCACGGUGUUCUUGGGGACCUUCAAUGUUGCAGAAAUUGUUGGGUAUCCUUCCCCAGAUCUGUGCCUCGACGCAAUCCUGUCUCGGAGCUCUACAGACAAUUCCUUUGACCUCAUGGCUUGGUUUUUGCUCUGACAUGCACUGUCAACUGUGGGACCAUAUACAGUGGGGGAAAAAAGUAUUUAGUCAACCACCAAUUGUGCAAGUUCUCCCACUUAAAAAGAUGAGAGAGGCCUGUAAUUUUCAUCAUAGGUACACGUCAACUAUGACAGACAAAAUGAGAAAAAAAAAUCCAGAAAAUCACAUUGUAGGAUUUUUAAUGAAUUUAUUUGCAAAUUAUGGUGGAAAAUAAGUAUUUGGUCAAUAACAAAAGUUUCUCAAUACUUUGUUAUAUACCCUUUGUUGGCAAUGACACAGGUCAAACGUUUUCUGUAAGUCUUCACAAGGUUUUCACACACUGUUGCUGGUAUUUUGGCCCAUUCCUCCAUGCAGAUCUCCUCUAGAGCAGUGAUGUUUUGGGGCUGUCGCUGGGCAACACGGACUUUCAACUCCCUCCAAAGAUUUUCUAUGGGGUUGAGAUCUGGAGACUGGCUAGGCCACUCCAGGACCUUGAAAUGCUUCUUACGAAGCCACUCCUUCGUUGCCCGGGCGGUGUGUUUGGGAUAAUUGUCAUGCUGAAAGACCUAGCCACGUUUCAUCUUCAAUGCCCUUGCUGAUGGAAGGAGGUUUUCACUCAAAAUCUCACGAUACAUGGCCCCAUUCAUUCUUUCCUUUACACAGAUCAGUCGUCCUGGUCCCUUUGCAGAAAAACAGCCCCAAAGCAUGAUGUUUCCACCCCCAUGCUUCACAGUAGGUAUGGUGUUCUUUGGAUGCAACUCAGCAUUCUUUGUCCUCCAAACACGACGAGUUUACUUUUUACCAAAAAGUUCUAUUUUGGUUUCAUCUGACCAUAUGACAUUCUCCCAAUCCUCUUCUGGAUCAUCCAAAUGCACUCUAGCAAGCUUCAGACGGGCCUGGACAUGUACUGGCUUAAGCAGGGGGACACGUCUGGCACUGCAGGAUUUGAGUCCCUGGCGGCGUAGUGUGUUACUGAUGGUAGGCUUUGUUACUUUGGUCCCAGCUCUCUGCAGGUCAUUCACUAGGUCCCCCCGUGUGGUUCUGGGAUUUUUGCUCACCGUUCUUGUGAUCAUUUUGACCCCACGGGGUGAGAUCUUGCGUGGAGCCCCAGACCGAGGGAGAUUAUCAGUGGUCUUGUAUGUCUUCCAUUUCCUAACAAUUGCUCCCACUGUUGAUUUCUUCAAACUAAGCUGCUUACCUAUUGCAGAUUCAGUCUUCCCAGCCUGGUGCAGGUCUACAAUUUUGUUUCUGGUGUCCUUUGACAGCUCUUUGGUCUUGGCCAUAGUGGAGUUUGGAGUGUGACUGUUUGAGGUUGUGGACAGGUGUUUUUUAUACUGAUAACAAGUUCAAACAGGUGCCAUUAAUACAGGUAACGAGUGGAGGACAGAGGAGCCUCUUAAAGAAGAAGUUACAUGUCUGUGAGAGCCAGAAAUCUUGCUUGUUUGUAGGUGACCAAAUACUUAUUUUCCACCAUAAUUUGCAAAUAAAUUCAUUAAAAAUCCUACAAUGUAAUUUUCUGGAAAAAAAAUUCUCAAUUUGUCUGUCAUAGUUGACGUGUACCUAUGAUGAAAAUGACAGGCCUCUCUCAUCUUUUUAAGUGGGAGAACUUGCACAAUUGGUGGCUGACUAAAUACUUUUUUCCCCCACUGUAUAUAGAUACAUACAUACAUACAUACAUACAUACAUACAUACAUACAUACAUACAUACAUACAUACAUACAGUGGGGAGAACAAGUAUUUGAUACACUGCCGAUUUUGCAGGUUUUCCUACUUACAAAGCAUGUAGAGGUCUGUAAUUUUUAUCAUAGGUACACUUCAACUGUGUGAGACGGAAUCUAAAACAAAAAUCCAGAAAAUCACAUUGUAUGAUUUUUAAGUAAUUAAUUUGCAUUUUAUUGCAUGACAUAAGUAUUUGAUCACCUACCAACCAGUAAGAAUUCCGGCUCUCACAGACCUGUUAGUUUUUUCUUUAAGAAGCCCUCCUGUUCUCCACUCAUUACCUGUAUUAACUGCACCUGUUUGAACUUGUUACCUGUAUAAAAGACACCUGUCCACACACUCAAUCAAACAGACUCCAACCUCUCCACAAUGGCCAAGACCAGAGAGCUGUGUAAGGACAUCAGGGAUAAAAUUGUAGACCUGCACAAGGCUGGGAUGGGCUACAGAACAAUAGGCAAGCAGCUUGGUGAGAAGGCAACAACUGUUGGCGCAAUUAUUAGAAAAUGGAAGAAGUUCAAGAUGACGGUCAAUCACCCUCGGUCUGGGGCUCCAUGCAAGAUCUCACCUCGUGGGGCAUCAAUGAUUCAUGAGGAAGGUGAGGGAUCAGCCCAGAACUACACGGCAGGACCUGGUCAAUGACCUGAAGAGAGCUGGGACCACAGUCUCAAAGAAAACCAUUAGUAACACACUACGCCGUCAUGGAUUAAAAUCCUGCAGCGCACGCAAGGUCCCCCUGCUCAAGCCAGCGCAUGUCCAGGCCCGUCUGAAGUUUGCCAAUGACCAUCUGGAUGAUCCAGAGGAGGAAUGGGAGAAGGUCAUGUGGUCUGAUGAGACAAAAAUAGAGCUUUUUGGUCUAAACUCCACUCGCCGUGUUUGGAGGAAGAAGAAGGAUGAGUACAACCCCAAGAACACCAUCCCAACCGUGAAGCAUGGAGGUGGAAACAUCAUUCUUUGGGGAUGCUUUUCUGCAAAGGGGACAGGACGACUGCACCGUAUUGAGGGGAGGAUGGAUGGGGCCAUGUAUCGCGAAAUCUUGGCCAACAACCUCCUUCCCUCAGUAAGAGCAUUGAAGAUGGGUCGUGGCUGGGUCUUCCAGCAUGACAACGACCCGAAACACACAGCCAGGGCAACUAAGGAGUGGCUCUGUAAGAAGCAUCUCAAGGUCCUGGAGUGGCCUAGCCAGUCUCCAGACCUGAACCCAAUAGAAAAUCUUUGGAGGGAGCUGAAAGUCCGUAUUGCCCAGCAACAGCCCCAAAACCUGAAGGAUCUGGAGAAGGUCUAUAUGGAGGAGUGGGCCAAAAUCCCUGCUGCAGUGUGUGCAAACCUGGUCAAGACCUACAGGAAACGUAUGACCUCUGUAAUUGCAAACAAAGGUUCCUGUACCAAAUAUUAAGUUCUGCUUUUCUGAUGUGUCAAAUACUUAUGUCAUGCAAUAAAAUGCAAAUUAAUUACUUAAAAAUCAUACAAUGUGAUUUUCUGGAUUUUUGUUUUAGAUUCCAUCUCUCACAGUUGAAGUGUACCUAUGAUAAAAAAUUACAGACCUCUACAUGCUUUGUAAGUAGGAAAACCUGCAAAAUCGGCAGUGUAUCAAAUACUUGUUCUCCCCACUGUACGUGUGUUUCUUUCCAAAUCAUGUCCAUUCAGUUGAAUUUACCACAGGUAGACUCCAAUCAAGUUGUAGAAACAUCUCAAGGAUUAUCAAUGGAAACAUGAUGCACCUGAACUCAAUUUCGAAACUCAUAGCAAAGGGUCUGAAUACUUAUGUAAAUAAGGUAUUAUAAUUUUUUUUGUAUACGUUUGCUAAAAUAUCUAAACCUGUUUUCACUUUGUUGUUAUGGGGUAUUGUGUGUAGAUUUGAUGAGGAAUUUGUUAUAUUUAAUCCAUUUUAGAAUAAGGCUGUAACGUAACAGUGGAAAAGGGGAAGGGGUCUGAAUACUUUCUGAAUGCACUGUAAUUGCAAUGACCAUUUGAACAUCAGGAAAUCGUACAUAUUGCACCUGUAAGAUGCUCAGGCUUUUGCUUUUCUUUCCUGUGACUCUUCUACGUAGGUCAUUGGAUCGGGACAGGAUGGGACGGAGGCCACAUUGGGGUUCCAGAUCCCAGGAGAGGAGGCAGAGGCUGAGCCGGGACAGAGAGGACAAGUUCAAGGGCAGCCUCUCGGAAGGAAUGAAGGCUGACAAGGAGGACUCUGAAGAUGAAGUGUAGGCAGUUCACUAGGGAGUGAAUUUUAGUUGCUUAUUGUUGAAUGUAUCGUUCAUACACAAAUGAUACAACAUUAAUCCAUUUCAAUUUCAUUAGUGAAACCACACAAUUUUUUUUUAGCAAUAUGAGCUAUUGUUUAUGGGUGUGGGGUGGACGACCACAUUUGUAUGUGUGUGUUGAGAGUUGACGUGUCGUGUAAUAGGCUGGAAGAUUACGACGUUGAUGAGGAGGACGAGGAGGCCCUCAUCGAACAGAGGAGGCUACAGCGCCUGGCCAUCGUCCAGGUGGGUAAAAAGACCUCUGACAUCAUCCCCUCUGCACCGACCUAACUUAACAGAGGCACACAGCCAUGUUGCUACAGUAUAUAUUUUAACCGUUUCUUUAUUGGCCGUUGUCGUACACAGCAUGCAAACGUGACACACUCAGCUGUUUUGAUUGUUAGUUCGACAAUUAGAAUGGCGUUGGACACUGUGUGCCGUGCCUGUGCUCAGGCCACACCCCUAAUCCCAGGUUUUGUGUUACUUCCACAUGCUUAGUGCCAAGGGAGUCAAUCCCUCUCUCUCCCUGUCCACCGAUCCUCUCUCCCUGUCCACCAACCCCCCCCCCUCUCUCUCGCCCUCUCUCUCCCUGUCCACCAACCUCCCCCUCGCUCUCCCUGUCCACCAACCUCCCCCUCUCUCACCCUCUCCACCAACCUCCCCCUCCUUCUCUCUCCCUCUCUCUCCCUCUCUCUCUCCCUGUCCACCAACCUCCCUCUCUCUCCCUGUCCACCAACCUGCCCCUCUCUCUCUCUCCCUGUCCACCAACCUGCCCCCCUCUCUCUCUCUCCCUGUCCACCAACCUCCCUCUCUCUCCCUGUCCACCAACCUGCCCCUCUCUCUCUCCCUGUCCACCAACCUGCCCCUCUCUCUCUCCCUGUCCACCAACCUCCCUCUCUCUCUCUCCCUGUCCACCAACCUGCCCCUCUCUCUCUCUCCCUGUCCACCAACCCGCCCCCCUCUCUCUCCCUGUCCACCAACCCGCCCCCCUCUCUCUCCCUGUCCACCAACCUACCCCUCUCUCUCUCUCUCCCUGUCCACCAACCUGCCCCUCUCUCUCUCUCUCCCUGUCCACCAACCUGCCCCUCUCUCUCUCCCUGUCCACCAACCUGCCCCUCUCUCUCUCCCUGUCCACCAACCUGCCCCUCUCUCUCUCCCCUGUCCACCAACCUGCCCCUCUCUCUCUCUCUCCCUGUCCACCAACCUCCCUCUCCCUCUCUCUCCCUGUCCACCAACCUGCCCCUCUCUCUCUCCCUGUCCACCAACCUGCCCCUCUCUCUCUCUCUCCCUGUCCACCAACCUCCCUCUCCCUCUCUCUCCCUGUCCACCAACCUCCCUCUCUCUCCCUGUCCACCAACCUGCCCCUCUCUCUCUCUCCCUGUCCACCAACCUGCCCCUCUCUCUCUCCCUGUCCACCAACAACACAGAAUUCCCUCCCAGCACACCACUAAGAAUACCAAUAAUUAUGACCAUAGUUUUUCUUGUUGUAAAUAUGACAACUGUUAUCCAUUUUUAUUUUAUUUUUGCUUUAUGAUUUAGAAAAAGGGUGCAAAUUCUCAAAGGUAUCAUGUUUAUGAACAAAUAGAUUGUAAUCGCUGGAGAAUAAACUAGAUGAGCUCCGUUUGCGACUAUCCUAUCAACGUGAUCUGAAGUACUGUAACAUCCUAUGUGUUGUGUCUCUUUAACAGCCGGGUGCACAAUCUGUAAUAUUAAGGAAGUCUCGAGGUUCUGCUCGACGGCAUUAGAAUACCUCAUGAUAAGCUGUAGACCGUACUAUUUACAAAGUUUUCAUCUAUAUUUUUUGUAGCUGUCUAUUUACCACCACAAACCGAUACUGGCACUAAGACCGCACUCAACCAGCUGUAUAGGGCCGUAAGCAAACAUGAAAAUGUGUGUGGCCGGUGAUUUUAAUGCAGAGAAACUGAAAUCAGUCUUACCUCAUUUCUACCAGCAUGUCACCUUUACAACUACGGGUGGAAAAAAAAACUGUAGAUCACCUUUACUCCACACACAGAGACACAUACAAAGCUCGCCCUCCAUUUGGCAAAGCUGCCCAUAACUCUAUCCUCCUGCUCACAGGCAAAAGCUCAAACGGGAAGUACCAGUGAUGCCCUCAUCCGAUGGCACAAUUGGCUACCCGGACUAUUUGCAUUGACCCUCAUUUUUAUGCACUGGCUCUAUGCACACUCACUAGAAACUACCCACCCACUCCCAUACUGCACUGACACUCCCAACACAUGCACACUCACUACAUACGCUCACACACACACACAAAAAACACGUGAAUAUUGACGCCACACACUCACACCCCCUAGCUACAUGUACAUAUUACAUCAAUCACCUCAACUCCCUCGUGCCCCUGCACAUUGACUCCGUACCGGUACUUCCUGUAUAUAGCCUCAUUACUCACUCGUGCCCCAGCACAUUGACUCAGUACCGGUACUCCUUGUAUGUAGCCUCGUUAUUGUUAUUAUGUGUUACCAUUUCUUUUUUUUUUUGUGUGCAAAUUUUCUUUUUAACUCUGCGUUGUUGGUUAAGGGCUCGUAAGUAAGCAUUUCACGGUAAAGUCUACACCUGUUGUAUAUUCGGCGCGUGUGACAAAUAUUUUAUUUUAUUUUGAUUUGACAUGUGCACUGUGUGCGUAUGUAUUUGUGACUUGUUAGUGUACAUGUUCUCGUGCCGGUGCUUGCAUAUUUUUUGCUCACGCGUGUGUGUGUGUGUUUUUUCUGUGAACAGAAGUACAAGGGAGGGAACGAGGACAGUAAUAUGUCGGCACCGUCGGACCCCGGCAGCCCCCAGAGCAGCCAGCGCAGCCGCUCGCCCUCACCAGACGGCAUCCUGGAGCGUGUGACGGCCGACGUCAAAGAGUACGAGCGGGAAAACAUGGACACCUUCGAAGAAAACGUCAAGGCUAAGCACAACCUCAUCGAACAGGAGAAAGAUGGUAAACAUAUGUGCCUUUUCAGAUAAGUGUGUGUGCACAUCAGACAAACUAAGACCUGGACCUAUAUGAAAUACUUUAAACUAAUUGAUUUACGCUGGAUUUAGUUUGCUCAGUACAGUCUGUAAGGGUACACCAGGGCUUUUUAAAUGCAGAAAAAACCUUCCCUGGAGAUGGUUUGGAAGCGCCACUGAACGGGCAUUUUACUUGUCUGUAAAGGACCAGUAGUAGUAGUAGUAGUAGUAGUAGUAGUAGUAGUAGUAGUAGGCCCAGUAGUAGUAGUAGUAGUAGUAGGCCCAGUAGUAGUAGUAGUAGGCCCAGUAGUAGUAGUAGUAGUAGUAGUAGUAGGCCCAGUAGUAGUAGUAGGCGUAGUAGCUGUAGUAGUAGUAGUAGUAGUAGGCCCAGUAGUAUUAGUAGUAGGCCCAGUAGUAGUAGGCGUAGUAGUAGGCCCAGUAGUAGUAGUAGUAGUAGGCCCAGUAGUAGUAGUAGUAGGCCCAGUAGUAGUAGUAGGCCCAGUAGUAGUAGGCCCAGUAGUAGUAGUAGUAGUAGGCCCAGUAGUAGUAGUAGUAGGCGUAGUAGCUGUAGUAGUAGUAGUAGUAGUAGGCCCAGUAGUAUUAGUAGUAGGCCCAGUAGUAGUAGGCGUAGUAGUAGUAGUAGUAGUAGUAGUAGUAGGCCCAGUAGUAGUAGUAGGCCCAGUAGUAGUAGUAGUAGUAGUAGUAGUAGUAGUAGUAGUAGUAGGCCCAGUAGUAUUAGUAGUAGGCCCAGUAGUAGUAGGCCCAGUAGUAGUAGUAGUAGUAGGCCCAGUAGUAGUAGUAGUAGUAGUAGUAGGCCCAGUAGUAGUAGUAGUAGUAGUAGGCCCAGUAGUAGUAGUAGUAGUAGUAGUAGUAGUAGUAGUAGUAGUUAGUAGUAGUAGUAGUAGUAGUAGUAGUAGUAGUAGGCCCAGUAGUAGUAGUAGUAGUAGUAGUAGUAGUAGUAGUAGUAGUAGUAGUAGUAGUGAGGCCCAGUAGUAGUAGUAGUAGUAGUAGUAGCCCAGUAGUAGUAGUAGUAGUAGUAGUAGUAGUAGUAGCAGUAGCAGUAGUAGUAGUAGUAGUAGGCCCAGUAGUAGUAGUAGUAGUAGUAGGCCCAGUAGUAGCAAUAGAAGUGGGUGAUAGACGUUGAUCGAGUUCAAAUGUAGUUCAUAACUCUAUUACUCAAUUACUUAUUAUUAUGUUAAUUUCUAAUAUACUCUGACUUCUUAAUCAAUGAAUUUUUUUUUUUUUUAAGUCAUAUUGACAUCAGCAGUUGUCACAAAGUGCUUUUACAGUUUAGCAGUGCUCGAGUUUAAACUCUACCCCCUUUCUUUCCUAGAAGGAACCAACCCCAAAAAACCUUCUGCCCCCGAUAUGUUCACCGAAUCGGAUGACAUGUUUGCCGCCUACUUUGAUGUGAGUACUCCUCUUGUUCCUUUGAUUGUGUCGUGUGGACUCUGACCACCAUGACGUGUGCCAAGGAAUAGGAUCCUGGCAGAUAGGGUUGCAAAGAGUGGUGUCCGUGUCCCGGAUCGCCCUUGUGUUGUUACUGUCCAAACACGCGUCUGUCAGUGGGUAAUUUGAAACCGGGCCACAGCGUUUUCUCUGGUGACCUUUCUGUGAGGCGACUUGUCCGAUUCAGAGUCGAGAUAAGCACGCAAGUUUGACUUUAGCGUAAAUCAUUAAUUGAGGUCAGUGGGGGGACCGAAAGUUUGGCGCGUCAAUCUCAAGUCAGAAUACCACCUCAACUGUGGUUUUGUAUUGUAGCCUGACAGUCAGACCUGGGUUAGACCUGGGUUCAAAUAGUAUUCGUUUUUUCUUUCAAAUACUUUGAGCGUUUUAAAUGAGCCUGCUUGGGGUGCCAGAUGGACAACAUUUGCACUAUUGGGACUAUUCCUUUGGUUCCAUUGCGCCAGGCAAGCUCAAUCAAGCACAGCUUCCCAUCAGAAAAAUGAUAACUGAUUUCUUAAAAGGAAAAAAACAAACAUUGGAAAAACCAUUGGUCUCCCGUCAUACUAACACCAAGUGAUUUGUGGCCACUGCAGAGUGCAAGGCUUCGCGCAGCAGGCAUCGGAAAGGACUUUAAGGAGAACCCCAACCUCCGAGACAACUGGACAGACGCAGAGGGCUACUACCGUAAGUCCAUUUGGCAUUAAGCUCCUUCCUUCUUUGUUCCUUCGUUUGUUUGUUAGCUUAUUCAUUCAUGAAUCACUACUGAACAAAAAUAUAAACGCAACAUGCAACAUUUUCAAAGAUUUUAUUGAGUUACAGUUCAUAUAUGGAAAUCAGUCAAUUGAAAUAAAUUCAUUAGGCCGUAAUCUAUAGAUUUCACAUGACUGGGCAGGGGGAGGGCAUAGGCCCACCCACUGGGGAGCCAGGCCCAGCCAAUCAGAAUGAGUUUGUCCCCACAAAAGGGCUUUAUUACAGACAUAAAUAUUCCCCCCCCACCCCCCAGACGAUCCUGCAGGUGACGAAGCCAAUGUGGAGAAGUGGGUGGACAGGUAGCUUAGUGGUUAAGAGUGUUGUGCCAGUAACCGAAAGGUCGUUGGUUCUAAUCCCCGAGCCGACUAGGUGACAAUCUGUCGAUGUGCCCUUGAGCAAGGCACUUAACCCUAAUUGCUCCUGUAAGUUGCUCUGGAUAAGAGCGUCUGCUAAAUUACUAAAAUGUAAAAUGAGAUCAAGGGCACGUGGUUACACAUGGUCUGCGGUUGUGUGGCCAGUUUUACAUACUGCCAAUUCUCUAAAAUGACGUUGGAGGCAGCUUAUGGUAGAAAAAUGAACAUGAAAUUCUCUGGCAACAUCUCUGGUGGACAUUCCUGCAGUCCACAUGCCAAUUGCACGUUUCCUCAACUUUAGACAUCUGUGGCAUUGUGUUGUUUGACAAAACUGCACUUUUAGAGUGGCCUUUUAUUGUCCCCAGCACAAGGUGCACCUGUGUAAUGAUCAUGCUGUUUAAUCAGCUUUUUGAUGUGCCACACCUGUCAGGUGGAUGGAUUAUUUUAGCAAAGGAAAAAUGCUCACUAACAGGAAAGUAAACAAAUUUGUGCACAAAAUUUAAGGGAAAUAAGCUUUUUGUGCGGCUGGAAGAUUUCUGGGAUCUUUAAUUUCAGCUCAUGAAACAUGGGAACAACACUUUACAUGUUGCGUUUAUAUUUUUGUUCAGUGAAUAUUUAUAUUCCGGUCUCUGAUAUUUCUUAAUGUCUUUUUUAUUUUUCUGGAUUAUGUGUUUUACAUCUGCCAUCAGUGUACGCGACCAGUAAACGUUGAUUUGAUUUGCAUGAAAAUGUGAAGAUGGUUGUUUACAUGCAAAAUUGCCAUUUCUUGUUGGUCGCUAAAUCAAACGACAAUGAGGAAGCAGAAAAAAUCUGUUUUACUCACGUGCUACAUCGGACACGUAACUUUUGCAGAGCUUGAGACACUCCUGUUCAUUUCAACAAGAGCGUAACCGUGCCAGCUCUGCGAAAGGCUUACACUGUUUUGAGUCGUAAAAUGUAAGUAUUUUCAAGAUUACGACGCGCAGCUCACGCAUGAGAGCAAAAGUGGCUAGUGUUCUGCUCACGCUGACCAAAAGUUACUCUUCCAGUGUAGCAAAAAGAAACCGUGUAGCCGCAAUGUUAGGCUACUGGAUUUAUUUAUUUUUUAUCACCUUCCUAAUGGCGCAACCACAGAACCAGCUCACUUGCCCGGCUGCCGUAAAUCCCAUAAAUUGUCAGUCUUUCACGUCAACAAUGGGAGUGAACGAUAAAGAUCCGUUUUAGGCCUGCUGGAAUUCUUUGCAGUUUUUGUUUACUUGCAACAGGGGCAACGCUUAAGGUCAAUCCCUACCUAUUCAUAACCAGUUAGCUAAUACAUUCAAUGUCUUUUGAUAUUUGACAGGACUCAAUAUCGGGGAGAUACUGGACAAGCGGUACAGCGUGUAUGGCUACACGGGGCAGGGCGUGUUCAGCAACGUCAUCCGUGCGCGAGACGUGGCCCGCGCCAGCCAGGAGGUUGCCAUUAAGAUCAUUCGGAACAACGAGCUCAUGUGAGUGUCGUCUACCAAUAGCUAGUCCUGAACCCCGUUCAGUAGGCAGAAAAACAUUUUUGAAACGGGGGAGAUACUACCUGAACUUGCCCAUUGCAAUAUGUUUUGCUACGUUGUGCACUAAUGAACACAGCUCUGUCUCAUAAUGUGAACGGUCCCUAAUCAUUGUGCUUUUGUUUCAUGGAAGAGGCUUGUAUCUUAUAUUUUGACAAGAGGCUUGUAUCUUUGAAGGAGUGGGACACUAAUCCAGACGCUUAUAAGAAAUCCCGCUAUGCCCUCCGACGAACCAUCAAACAGGCAAAGCGUCAAUACAAGACUAAGAUUGAAUCCUACUACACCGGCUGUGACGCUCGUCGGAUGUGGAAUGGCUUGCAAACUAUCACUGAUUACAAAGGGAAUCCCAGCCGCGAGCUGCCCAGUGACGCGAGCCUACCAGACGAGCUCAAUGCCUUCUAUGAUCGCUUCGAGGCAAGCAACACUGAACCAUGCAUAAGAGCGUCAGCAGUUUCAGACGACUGUGUGAUCACGCUCUCCAUAGACCUUUUUAAACAGGUUAACAUUCACAAGACGUGAGAAUGCUUUUCAUUGACUACUGCUCAGCGUUCAACACCAUAGUGCCCUCCAAGCUCAUCACUAAGCUAAGGACCCUGGGAUUAAACACCUCCCUCUGCAACUGGAUCCUGGACUUUCUGACGGGCCGCCCCCCCAGGUUGAUUUAUUUAUUUUAGAUUUGAUUUAGGAUCCCCAUUAGCCGACGCCGAUAGUGACAGCUAGUCUUCCUGGGGUCCGACUCAUUACGAAAAAUACAUUAGAAAAGCUGGUGAGGCAACAACACAUCCGCCGCACUGACCCUCAACACGGGGGGCCCCUCAGGGGUGCGUGCUCAGUCCCCUCCUGUACUCCCUGUACACCCACGACUGCGUGGCCAAGCACGACUCUCAACACAAUUUAAGUUUGCCAACGACACAACAGUGGAAAGGCCUGAUCACCGGUGACAAUGAGACGGCCUACAGGGAGGAGGUCAGAGACCUGGCAGUGUGGUGCCUGGACAACAACCUCUCCCUCAACGUCAGCAAGACAAAGGAGCUGAUCGUGGACCACAGGAAACGGAGGGCACGAGCACGCUACUCAGUGUCCACAUCACAAAGGAUCUGUCAUGGUCCGCACCCACCAACACAGUCGUGAAGAGGGCACGACAAUGCCUCUUCCCCCCCUCCAGGAGGCUGAAAAGAUUUAGCAGGGGCCCUCAGAUCCUCCAAAAGUUGUACAGCUUCUUCUGCCCCCCAAGCCAUAAGCCUGGUAAAUAAUUAGGCCGGGUAGCUAUUUGGUUAACUAUUUAACUAUCUGCAUUGACUCUUAUUUUCCCCACUUUUUUUGACUCAUCACAUACACCGCUGUUACUGUAUUAUCUGUCACUGUAGUCCUAGUUACAUAUCUACCUCAGUUACUAUUGUGGUAGAUAUUGGGUGUACAGGCUUUUGUUCUAGCCCUGCUCUAACACACCGGAUUCCACUAACCUGUACUUGAUUAUUUGAGACAUAAUUAUUUGAGUCGGGUGUGUCAGAGCAGGGCUGGAACAAAAGCCUGUACACCCAGUAGCUCUCCAGGGGGGGACCUGACCUACUGGCACACCAGUGGGUUAGGGAUAGACUUUAGACUCUCUGUCCCAACAGGCAGAAGACUGGGCUGAAGGAGCUGGAGUUCCUGAAGAAACUCAACGAUGCCGACCCGGACGACAAGUUCCACUGCCUGCGCCUCUUCCGACACUUCUACCACAAGCAGCACCUCUGCCUGGUCUUCGAGCCUCUCAGGUACACCCUCCAGGUCACUGGCACCCCUAGAUUGAGUACAGUGUUUCCCUUCUAAAUUGUGUAGGCAUUGUGGGCCCCUCCGCAUAGGUUAUUGCUCUCCCUGUGUAAAAUAAUGUGGUUUCAAUUGAUCAUUUUUGGUUGCUGCUGAAGAUGGAGUCUGAAAAGAGAUGUUCUUAUUGAAUGCGAAGAGGCUGUUUGACGUCUGAGAGAGUCUGCUGCUCUCUGUCCUAGGGAUGGGGGAAAUCGAUACAGUAGAGCAGGGUUCUUCAAUUCCGGUCCUGGAGGGGGCCGAAACACCUCUGUUUUUCAUCCUCUCCUUCUAAUCAGGGGCUAAUUCAGACCUGGGACACCAGGUGAGUGCAAUUAACUACCAGGUAGAAAUAAAAAAACAGAAGUGUUUCGGCCCUCCAGGACCGGAAUUGAAGAACCCUGCUGUAGAGUAUGGUGAUAUUAUCUUUGCCCAUUUUUUUAUAUCAACACUGUGACUCCCAAGUAUCGAUUUAUAAUUUUUUGCUAGGCAGUUAACGUUAGCUAGCACUAGUCGGCUGUAGCCGCAAAGUACCUCCAGUAUUUCUCAUCCUAAAGCUUGUUCUCAUCUUCUUUUAAACUCUAGAACCGCCUGGCCUUUCAGCCUACAGGUAGCUGCCAGAGAACGUUGCCGGGUAUCCCCUUUAGCAUACGCGUCAGAUCCAUAUCAACCCACAAGGUGCCCAAACAUAAGCACCAACGCUUGAUAAAUAGUGUAUAAACUAUUGUAAAGGAUUAAUUUCAUGAAUAAAUAUUUGUGGAAAGAUUUCAAAACAAAAAAUGGAUAUGUUUUGUCCUAGAAAAAAAAAACUUGGUUUGUGGCCUCCCGAGUGGCGCAGCGGUCGAGGCACUGCAUCGCAGUGUUGCGGUGUCACUACAGCCUGGGGUUCGAUCAGCGUCGUCCGGGUUAGGGAAGGGUUUGGCCGGCUUUACUUGGCUCAUCGUGCUCUAGCGACUCCUUGUGGCCGGCCGGGUGCCUGCAGGCUGACUUCGGUCGUCAGUUGAACGGUGUUUCCUCUGACACAUUGGUGCAGCUGGCUCUCCGGUUUAAGCGAGUGGGUGAUGAGAAGCACGGUUUGGUGGGUCAUGUUUCGGAGGACGCAUGGCUCGACCUUCGCCUCUCCCGAGCCCGUUGGGGAGUUGCGGCGAUGAGACAAGAUCGUAAUCACAAAAAAAAGGGGGAAAAAGAAGAUGACAUAUACAAAUUUAGAAAAUAAAGAAAGGAGAAGUAGGUCUUACAAUAAAAACAUUAGUGAUCAUUUGAUCAACUUUAUUUGUAGAUUCAAUUAGUAAUAGAGUCAUAGUAAUUAAUCAAGUCCAUUUGCUGCAGCUUUUUACUAAGUAGAAAUGAAAAACACAAUAAUAUAACCAGCCCGGUGCGCAGGUGAAAUGAUUUGCCAUAUUCCUAAACAAAAGCACCAGUGCAUGAACAAUUGUAAAGGAUGAAUUGCCUCAAUAAAUAGCAUAUUUUGUAAUUGUAAUGUUAUUAUGUUCAUAGUUUUUGCUUAGUAGCCAGAGAAAUGCUGCCGCGCGAGUGGUCAUGUGCUGAACGCAUGGACAGCACGGAUAUAUCACUGGAAAAGGGACAUUUGGAAAUAGAGCUGAACCUCUUGAAUUAUGAGUUAUUUGACAAAGGUAAAAUGUCAUAGAAACUGCAGAAUAUGCUCUUUCAGAUACUGUAUGGAAAUCACAAUGUUUUACCUGCAUGUGACUCUGAAGGAGGAUUUGAUCAAGUGAUGCUCCUUUAUGGAGGACUAAAAGUGCCACAAUUAAAUAAAUAAAUACACCAUUAAAUAAUUACUUAAAUGUGUCAUUAAUUAAUUAAAAUUAGAAUUAAAUACAUAAAUGUGUUAUUAAAUGUGUCAUUAAUUAAUUCAAAUACCGAUUCAUUUUAUGUAAAAUACAUAUAUAAUAAUUUCACUAUUUACAUUUACAUUUCAUGGUCCUGCGUUGGAGUGCUUCCUGAAUUACUUAAAACUGUCAAACUGACCCAUCAAAAGUUGGUAGGCGGAACCUAACGCCUGAUUGGUUACCCUCUGCAUCAAGCCAAGACAAAUCAAUUCCGGAUAAUGUCAGCAGGUCCUGCUUCUACAUCCUCUGCUAAGUUUAAAAUGUCUCUAACCAACUCCCUGGAAAGUUCACGGAGAUCCUCCAUUGUCUCUAUCCAGGUUGGCCUACUCUACUUCAGACCAAAGCAAUGGAUCAGACUAGAUUCGCGUUAGCCCCGCCCACUGACUUUGAUGGGUCAGUUUGACAGUUUUAAGUAAUUCAUGAAUCACUGCAAUGCAGGAUCAUGAAAUGUAAAUGUAAAUAGUGAAAUAAUUAUAUAUGUAUUUUACAUAAAAUGAAUCGGUAUUUGAAUUAAUUAAUGAUACAUUUAAUUACACAUUUAUGUAUUUAAUUCUAAUUUGAAUUAAUUAAUGACACAUUUAAGUAAUUAUUUAAUGGUGUAUUUAUUUAUUUAAUUGUGGCACUUUUAGUCCUCCAUACUCCUUUUCCAUGCAUUUGUAAAUUACAAAGAUUCGCCCAUCUCUUCAUGUACAAUUUGACAACUGAUAGGCCUACUAUUGUCACGCGUCAGAUUGUCAAUUUAAUCUUGUCUAUAGGCUAACUCUUAUGUGUGAAAUUAGUUACGAUGGGCCGGCUGUGCAGACUGACCGGCGUCACUUGUUUUUCCCGCUCAUCAAAGUUGGAUAGAGUCGAGGAUAUGUUUUGCAUGAUUCUACUGCAACACGCGGCAUGUUUUUGUUUCCUUUACAAUACAUUUGUUUAGUAAUAGAGUUACAGUAAAAUAAAACAGUCCUGUAACAGCUUCUUUUUUUUACAAAGUAAAACAUAAAAGAGAACGGGUAUCAACCCUGCAAGGCGCGCGGUCAAAUUAUUAACGUGAUCCCCAACGCUAAUAAAUAGGCGUAACAAAAACUCAUCACUCUGUUGCUGUUCUUAAAGUAAAUCAACCUCUUCACCCUCAUCGUUCAGUUAGGCCUCAUUUUUUAAAAUUUGAUUGUGAAGUAAGGUGCACAAUUAUUGCCCAUUCAUCCAUUUUGUCAUUCAUUCAGUGAGGUGAGAGAGUCACAUUAUCGUGUGGCUGGCUACCAACAUCCUACAACAGGUACCAACAUCCUACAACAGGUACCAACAUUCUACCUGUCUUGGAGAAGUUGGGAGGAGGUGUGUAAAAAAAAAAAAAAAAAACAGGUCAAAAGGCUCAAUACUUUUCUGUUUGAUUUUCUUUUCUUUUAUUCUGACAAUGGAGGUUAUUCUAAAAUACAAACAUAACCAUGUCGUAUCGUGAGGUCCCUAGCAAUUUCCAGCCCAACUCUGUUCCAUGUUUCACCGCUGAGUAGAUAUUGUCUUGUUCUAACCAGGGUCUCAAUUAUUUUUAGCACAUGUAUGUACAGACGCAUGACUGAACUGUCUGAAAUGGCACCAUAUUAUGUGGUCCUCCUGUAGCUCAGCUGGUAGAGCACGGCGCUUGUAACGCCAGGGUAGUGGGUUCGAUCCCCGGGACCACCCAUACACAAAAAAAAAAGUAUGCACGCAAGCGUCUGCUAAAUGGCUUAUUAUUAUUAUUAUUAUUAUUAUUAUUAUUAUAUUCCCUACAUAGUGUACUACUACUACUUCUGUGAUUAAAAGUAGUGCACUAUGUAGUGAAUAGGGUAUCAUUUUGUGACGCACGCCUAUAUUGUAAGUGGUAUCUCUCUACUCCUCAGUAUGAACCUGCGCGAGGUGCUGAAGAAGUACGGUAAAGAUGUGGGCCUCCACAUCAAGGCUGUGCGCUCCUACAGCCAGCAGCUCUUCCUGGCCCUGAAGCUGCUGAAACGCUGCAACAUCCUGCACGCCGACAUCAAGCCUGACAACAUCCUGGUGCGUCACCUCUAAUCCACCGUAGCCCCCAGAGAGACAGUCACCUCUAACCCACCGUAGCCCCCAGAGACUCAGUCACCUCUAACCCACCGUAGCCCCCAGAGAGACUCAGUCACCUCUAACCCACCGUAGCCCCCAGAGAGACUCAGUCACCUCUAACCCACCGUAGCCCCCAGAGAGACAGUCACCUCUAACCCACCGUAGCCCCCAGAGAGACUCAGUCACCUCUAACCCACCGUAGCCCCCAGAGAGACUCAGUCACCUCUAACCCACCGUAGCCCCCAGAGAGACAGUCACCUCUAACCCACCGUAGCCCCCAGAGAGACAGUCACCUCUAACCCACCGUAGCCCCCAGAGAGACUCAGUCACCUCUAACCCACCGUAGCCCCCAGAGAGACUCAGUCACCUCUAACCCACCGUAGCCCCCAGAGAGACUCAGUCACCUCUAACCCACCGUAGCCCCCAGAGAGACAGUCACCUCUAACCCACCGUAGCCCCCAGAGAGACAGUCACCUCUAACCCACCGUAGCCCCCAGAGAGACUCAGUCACCUCUAACCCACCGUAGCCCCCAGAGAGACAGUCACCUCUAACCCACCGUAGCCCCCAGAGAGACACUCACCUCUAACCCACCGUAGCCCCCAGAGAGACUCAGUCACCUCUAACCCACCGUAGCCCCCAGAGAGACUCAGUCACCUCUAACCCACCGUAGCCCCCAGAGACUCAGUCACCUCUAACCCACCGUAGCCCCCAGAGAGACUCAGUCACCUCUAACCCACCGUAGCCCCCAGAGAGACAGUCACCUCUAACCCACCGUAGCCCCCAGAGAGACAGUCACCUCUAACCCACCGUAGCCCCCAGAGAGACUGUCACCUCUAACCCACCGUAGCCCCCAGAGAGACUCAGUCACCUCUAACCCACCGUAGCCCAAGAGACAGUCACCUCUAACCCACCGUAGCCCCCAGAGAGACUCAGUCACCUCUAACCCACCGUAGCCCCCAGAGAGACAGUCACCUCUAACCCACCGUAGCCCAAGAGACAGUCACCUCUAACCCACCGUAGCCCCCAGAGAGACUCAGUCACCUCUAACCCACCGUAGCCCCCAGAGAGACUCAGUCACCUCUAACCCACCGUAGCCCCCAGAGAGACUCAGUCACCUCUAACCCACCGUAGCCCCCAGAGAGACAGUCACCUCUAACCCACCGUAGCCCACAGAGAGACUGUCACCUCUAACCCACCGUAGCCCCCAGAGAGACUCAGUCACCUCUAACCCACCGUAGCCCAAGAGACAGUCACCUCUAACCCACCGUAGCCCCCAGAGAGACUCAGUCACCUCUAACCCACCGUAGCCCCCAGAGAGACAGUCACCUCUAACCCACCGUAGCCCAAGAGACAGUCACCUCUAACCCACCGUAGCCCCCAGAGAGACAGUCACCUCUAACCCACCGUAGCCCCCAGAGAGACUCAGUCACCUCUAACCCACCGUAGCCCCCAGAGAGACUCAGUCACCUCUAACCCACCGUAGCCCCCAGAGACUCAGUCACCUCUAACCCACCGUAGCCCCCAGAGAGACUCAGUCACCUCUAACCCACCGUAGCCCCCAGAGAGACAGUCACCUCUAACCCACCGUAGCCCCCAGAGAGACAGUCACCUCUAACCCACCGUAGCCCCCAGAGAGACUGUCACCUCUAACCCACCGUAGCCCCCAGAGAGACUCAGUCACCUCUAACCCACCGUAGCCCAAGAGACAGUCACCUCUAACCCACCGUAGCCCCCAGAGAGACUCAGUCACCUCUAACCCACCGUAGCCCCCAGAGAGACAGUCACCUCUAACCCACCGUAGCCCAAGAGACAGUCACCUCUAACCCACCGUAGCCCCCAGAGAGACUCAGUCACCUCUAACCCACCGUAGCCCCCAGAGAGACUCAGUCACCUCUAACCCACCGUAGCCCCCAGAGAGACUCAGUCACCUCUAACCCACCGUAGCCCCCAGAGAGACAGUCACCUCUAACCCACCGUAGCCCACAGAGAGACUGUCACCUCUAACCCACCGUAGCCCCCAGAGAGACUCAGUCACCUCUAACCCACCGUAGCCCCCAGAGAGACUCAGUCACCUCUAACCCACCGUAGCCCCCAGAGAGACAGUCACCUCUAACCCACCGUAGCCCAAGAGACAGUCACCUCUAACCCACCGUAGCCCCCAGAGAGACUCAGUCACCUCUAACCCACCGUAGCCCCCAGAGAGACUCAGUCACCUCUAACCCACCGUAGCCCCCAGAGAGACAGUCACCUCUAACCCACCGUAGCCCCCAGAGAGACAGUCACCUCUAACCCACCGUAGCCCCCAGAGAGACUCAGUCACCUCUAACCCACCGUAGCCCCCAGAGAGACUCAGUCACCUCUAACCCACCGUAGCCCCCAGAGAGACAGUCACCUCUAACCCACCGUAGCCCCCAGAGAGACUCAGUCACCUCUAACCCACCGUAGCCCCCAGAGAGACAGUCACCUCUAACCCACCGUAGCCCCCAGAGAGACUCAGUCACCUCUAACCCACCGUAGCCCCCAGAGAGACUCAGUCACCUCUAACCCACCGUAGCCCCCAGAGAGACUCAGUCACCUCUAACCCACCGUAGCCCCCAGAGAGACUCAGUCACCUCUAACCCACCGUAGCCCCAGAGACAGUCACCUCUAACCCACCGUAGCCCCCAGAGAGACAGUCACCUCUAACCCACCGUAGCCCCCAGAGAGCACCAAUAACCCUAUUUCACUAAGCACAGUCACAGUGAAAGUGAAAAUUUUAACAAACUUUUUAAUGGAAAAUACAUGCUUUUAAAGCAGGUUGUAUAUUUCCGAACGAUCAUCACGAUAUGAUGCCUUGUUGGUAUUAAGACCCGCUUGCGGAGAUAACUGUUCCUUUUGAGCAGGGCGCUCUACCCUUACCAGGUUUGCCCGGUCACGUGACGGGCUGUAUCCCAGUGCACCUCGGUUCAGUCUUAAUUGAACCCACCCAGUGUGAACAAUGUGCUGUUUGACGGGGGUAAACACCGCUAACUAGCAUAGAGAUGACCAUUGUACAAUGCCAAUCCUUUGACUCUCUAAAAUGCAUACGUUCAUGUUUUAUCACUUGCCUAAGACUUAAGUUUACCACGGAGUCAUCUCACUUGCUAAUUAACCAUUAAAUAACUAGAUGCUGACUAGUUAUCUACCUGUUGACAGUAGCACGUAGCGCUCUUUUCCACUGUGACGUAAUGGUCAAAUACGAUUAUUCAAUUCUGCCUCUCAGUUCUACUUUUGAUUGCAAGUCAAUUGUCAUUGUGCUUGAUCUCUCCAAUAAAUUAAAUUGGUGAAAAGGGGAAUGCUGGGAGAUUUGGUGUCACCUUUUUGACCUUUUUCAACAUGUUGGCUGGAGUUUUAUAUAGGUCAAGUGGCAUAUAUUUUUAUUUUUAUUUAUUGGUUUGUUUUCAACAGGUGAACGAGUCGAAAACCAUCCUCAAGCUCUGUGACUUUGGUUCGGCGUCGCACGUGGCGGAGAAUGACAUCACUCCCUACCUGGUCAGCCGAUUCUACAGGGCGCCUGAGAUUAGUGAGACUCUCCCCUCUUUUCUUCUCUUCUGUGUUCUGUUCUUUUUUUUUAAAAAUCCUGUCACUCUCCUUUUUAUCACCAACCCUUGACCUGGAGAGCUGCUAUACUGGGUUCAGGCUUUUUCUCCAGCCCAGCUAUAUUUAACUAAUCACCUGCUCAAGUCCUUGAUUAGUUGAGUUAGUGGAUCCAGUAGCUCUCCACAACCAGUUGGUGACCGCUGCUGUAGGUCCUAACUUGUAGGGAAAAUGUUCAACUGUCGUGUUUAGCACCAAACGGAAGAAAAACUGAGUAAAAUAGGGAGGGACUACUUUUUUAUUAUUAUUAUUUUUUAAACAUUUUGAAACUUUUUGAAAUGUUGUGCCCUAAUGAACACAACGCUCAUCAAACAUACUAAUUUGCCAUAGUUUGUCCAAGUCCCCUAAAGCCUGUAUCUGUCCUUGCAGUCAUCGGGAAGCCUUACGACUACGGGAUCGACAUGUGGUCUGUUGGCUGCACUCUGUAUGAGCUGUACACGGGUAAGAUCCUUUUCCCAGGGAAAACCAACAACCACAUGAUUAAGCUCGCCAUGGACCUCAAGGGCAAGAUGCCUAACAAGGUGAGACCAAAAACCACCAACCACAGAAACACUCCCUUCACCAUACUAAUGGAUAUUUACAGCAGAAAACCGAUUUAUUCAGAAGUAUUACUGAAAUUCCAAUUCAAGAAAAAUCUGAGUUUCUGGUUAUUUCCUGAAUGGAAUCAUUUGAAAUGGAAUUGACCCCAACUGUUUUCUUUCUACCCCUCCACAGAUGAUCAGGAAAGGUGUAUUCAAGGACCAGCACUUUGACCAGAACCUCAACUUCCUGUACACCGAAGUAGACCGAGUUACUGAAAGGGUAGGAGGUUGUUGUUUUCUCUCAUAUUGUCUGAGUGGGAAUGUUAACAUGAAUACCCCCCAGGAACCCAAAUUAUUUGGGUGGAUCCCAUCCUCCUUUAUAAAACGUGUUUUGUUUCCAAAAGGUAUCGGAAUUGUCAACAAAAGUUACACCCAUUGAGCUGCAAUAAUCACGUAGCCAGUUGUGAAGAGCAAAAAUCCUGCUGAAGCGUUUUAAUGCCACGAUUCAGAGAGGGCACAGGGCCAGAUAUGAUGGGUUUUUUGUUAGUGUCUAGCAGAGAGUCAAUCAGCUCUUUAAAAUCCAGUUUCAACUGUUCAGAGCUGCCCUUCAUAAUGUCAUUAAAACCCACAUGGACUACGAUAGAAUCGAUUUCCACGUCCUGACAUAGUACAUUCGGGAGCAGCUUAGUCAUGUCAUUUACUCAAGCUCCGGGAUAGGACAUUGUUUUUGCACCAGGAACGGUCACAUUUCUUACCAUGGAGCUGCCCAAAAUCACAGCUGGCGAGAAGGACAAGGAAAAUCCUCCCACCCUUCACAGGAUGCAGGCCUCCGACAGAUGGAGAAGGCCCGCUCGAUCCAGAGCAGGGACGGAAGGUUGCCGACGUCGACUUAGAAAUCGUAGUAGUAGGCACUGCGGCCGCAGACACAGGCACCCCCAGCGACGAAGGUGCAGGAAGAUCAGGCUCCAGGACGGCGAAACUAUUCGUUGUUUGUAUCCCGCUCCGGGCCUCUCGUUGGGAGUGUAGACUGCUUUGCGGGAGGUCGCUGUCUUCGGUUUCCACGGCUCGUGACAUGCGACCAUCGUUGAUUGCCUUUCUCCUCAUGCUGUGCUCCUUCGACGGCGCUAUCAGAUGGUGUAGCUCCGGGCAACACCGGCCAGUCGGAUAACGACAAACGACAAGGCGGAGAUGCAUCCAACAAGCGCGAACGCCGUCCAGCCACCGGCGUAGAAAAUGUUAACAUUCCACUCUGCAUUUUCCCCCAGUUUCUUACGUAGGCUGGCGACCUGCGUAAAUGAAGGAAGCCACCUCAAGGCUAUAAUCCUCUGUAAAUUAACAAUUGCCGCAUUGGAACUCCGAGUGAUCCGGUUUGUCCCGAAACAAAGCAUAAUAGAUACAGCGCUGGAACCGUUCAUUUAGUUCUCCAGUCAAACAGGGCUCCAUUGCAAAACUCAUCUGGUACCAACUUCGUUAGCUUGAUGGCUAGCAGCUUAGCGUCUCUAUGGUAUCAAAUCAAAUGUUAUUUGCCACAUGCGCCGAAUACAACAGGUGUAGACCUCACAGUGAAAUGCUUACUUACAAGCCCUAAACCAACAAUGCAGUUUUUAAGAAUAGGGAAAAAAAAGUGUUAGGUAAAAAAUAGCAAAUAAUUAAAGAGCAGCAGUAAAAUAAAAUAACAGUAGGGAGGCUAUAUACAGGGGGUACCGGUACAGAGUCUAUGUGCAGGGGCACUGGUUUGUCGAGGUAAUAUGUACAUGUGGGUAGAGUUAAAGUGACUAUGCAUAAAUAAUAAACAGAGUAGCAGCAGCGUAAAAAGGAUGGGGUGGGGGGGGCAAUGCAAAUAGUCCGGGUAGCCAUGAUUAGCUGUUCAGGAGUCUUAUGGCUUGGGGGUAGAAGCAGUUAAGAAGCCUUUUAGACCUAGACUUGGCGCUCCGGUACCGCUUGCCAUGCGGUAGCAGAGAGAAAAGUCUAUGACUAGGGUGGCUGAAGUGUUUGACCAUUUUUAGGGCCUUCCUCUGACACCGCCUGGUAUAGAGGUCCUGGAUGGCAGGAAGCUUGGCCCCUGUAAUGUACUGGGCCGUACGCACUACCCUCUCUAGUGCCUUGCAGUCGGAGGCCGAGCAGUUGCCGUACCAGGUGGUGAUGCAACAAGUCAGGAUGCUCUCGAUGGUGCAGCUGUAUAACUUUUUGAGGAUCUGAGGACCCAUGCCAAAUAUUUUCAGUCUCCUGAGGGGGAAUAGGCUUUGUCGUACCUUCUUCACGACUGUCUUGGUUUGUUUGGACCAUGAUAGUUCGUUGGUGAUGUGGACACCAAGGAACUUGAAGCUCUCAACCUGCUCCACUACAGCCCUGUCGAUGAGAAUGGGGACGUGCUCAGUCCUCUCUUUUUUUCCUGUAGUCCACAAUCAUCUCCUUUGUCUUGGUCACGUUGAGGGAGAGAUUGUUAUCCUGGCACCACACGGCCAGGUCUCUGACCUCCUCCCUAUAGGCUGUCUCAUCGUUGUCGGUGAUCAGGCCUACCACUGUUGUGUCGUCGGCAAACUUAAUGAUGGUGUUGGAGUCGUGCCUUGCCUUGCAGUCAUGGGUGAACAGGGAGUACAGGAGGGGACUGAGCACGCACCCCUGAGGGGCCCCUGUGUUGAGGAUCAGCGUGGCAGACAGGGGCGGUGUGUUCAUUAGGGCGAUAUGGGCGACGCACUGCCAAACGGGAAAAGGAAGGGAUUUUUUUUCUAAUCAAUUAUAUCACGGCAACAGUAGUUUUCAGUGUUCUAAUAUAGACGUCUGAUCUGCCACUAAAUGUCCAAUCAGGCUAAAGUCGUGCUUCAAAUGGCCCCGCCCCUUUUGGGGCGAUUUCAGUCAGGUUGAAAAUCGCCCAGGAGUCUCUCAUAGACUAUCAUGUAAAAUAUUUUUUUUUUAUACAAUCUCUAUGGGUUCCGGGAGGGCUUGCACUUACGCGCUUUCGUCAUACGUAACAUAAGUAACCAUGAACAUAACUAAGAAAAGAGCGGGUAGCAGCGUCAAUCAAUUCACGUACAACUGUCAAGAUGGCUAGCUUUGCGAGGCAAAGAUGAAACUGAGGGCUCCACCAACCCUGGUAUUUUUCUUGGACUUGUCAACUUUGUGGCACAAUUAGAUGAGGUGUUUGAUGACCAUCUUAAAAAUGCUAAAGUUUUCAAGGGCACAUCAAAGACCAUUCAAAACGAGCUACUGGAGUGUAUGCUAGCGGUCAUGAGGGAACAUAUUGUGGAGGAGGUGAAGUCGGCGAACUUCGUAGCUAUCCAAGCUGACGAGACCACGGACGUUUCUACACAGACACAGCUGGUGCUUGUGCUGAGGUACAUAGAUAGCAACCACAAAGUGCAGGAGCGCUUUUUUGAGUUCCUUCCCAUCUCGGAAUCAACCUCAGUCUCAAUCGCCAGUGUGCUUUUGGAGAGACUGAACGGUCUUUUUGCCGACGACGAGAAAGUCAAACUCAUUGCGCAAGCUUACGAUGGAGCCAGUGUGAUGAGGUGAGAGAAGGCUGGUGUGCAGCAAAAGGUGCGUGAUCAUUUCAAGAAUGCCCAUUACGUGCAUUGCUAUGCGCAUCAGCUGAAUUUGAUCAUGCAGCAAGCUAGAACAGUUUCAGUACAAGUAAUGUAGCCUCUCUCUCUCUUUGUCCCUCCCUGUCUGUCUCUUUAACACACACACGCCCAAAUCAGUUCACAGUUGAUGUUGUUUAAAAUAGUUAUUUUUCAUUUUUAAAAAAGUUUUAAAAAAAAUAAUAAUAAUUCUGUUCAUGUUCAUUUUUACAAAUCUAUACAAUUGGCCAGAAUAUGGUUGUUCAUAUUUACAAAUCUAUACAAUUGGCCAGAAUAUGGUUGUUCAUUUUUACAAAGCCAUACAGAUAGCUGUGUUUACCUUUUCUAGAAAUUAUUUUCAAAUUCUGUUUUCAGGCAAAAUGUCUAUCACUGUUCAUUUUCACAAAUCUAUACAAGAGGGCAGAAUAUGGAAGUCUAUAAAAAUUUCUUAUUACCAAUAACUUGCAUCAAUGUUUUCAGUAGCCUCUAUCAAAAGCUCCUGCUUGCUUGUUGUGAAUUAUGCUCAGGUGCACAUAUUUCCAAUUCAACCAUGAGGCCUUUUUGAAGCAAGUAAUGUGUAUAUCAGUAUUGACUUAUAUGCUGCCCCUGUCUUCAUGUUGUUGCUGGACAUAUCUUUUUUAAAUGUGUGUAGGUCACCUAAAUCAUCAGAAAAAUUGCCCCCCCUGAGAAUUUUUUCAGGAGCCGCCACUGGUGGCAGAUGUGUUGUUACCUACCCUUAGCACCUGGGGGCGGCCCGUCAGGAAGUCCAGGAUACAGUUGCAGAGGGAGGUGUUUAGUCCCAGGGUCCUUAGCUUAGUGAUGAGCUUUGAGGGCACUAUGGUGUUGAACGCUGAGCUGUAGUCAAUGAAUAGCAUUCUCACGUAGGUGUUCCUCUUGUCCAGGUGGGAAAGGCAGUGUGGAGUGCAAUAGUGAUUGUAUCAUCUGUGGAUCUGUUGGGGCGGUAUGCAAAUUGGAGUGGGUUUAGGGUUUCUGGGAUAAUGGUGUUGACGUGAGCCAUGAACUGCCUUUCAAAGCACUUCAUGGCUACAGACGUGAGUGCUACGGGUCGGUAGUCAUUUAGGCAGGUUAUCUUAGUGUUCUUGGGCACAGGGACUAUGGUGGUCUGCUUGAAGCAUGUUGGUAUUACAGACUCAGUCAGGGACAUGUUGAAAAUGUCUGAAGACACUUGCCAGUUGGUCAGCGCAUGCUCAGAGUAUACGUCCUGGUAAUCCGUCUUGCCCUGCGGCCUUGUGAAUGUUGACCUGCUUAAAGGUUUUACUCUGCAACAGAGAGCGUGAUCACAGUCAUCCGGAACAGCUGAUGCUCUCAUGUAUGCUUCAGUGUUGCUUGCCUCAAAACUUUUGCCUUCUGUCCUCUUACUCCUUUUCCACAUUUCCCUUUUUCUCUCCCUCUUCAUUCUCCUUUUCCUCCUAUUACAAUCCCCCCCCCCACCCCCCGUUACUCUAAUUUUCUCUCUACCAUCUUUGUUUUCCUCAUUCCUUUAUUUUCUCUGUCUUUUUAAAGCCGUUUGUUUUCCUCCCACACUGUUCUUACUUGACUCUGAUCUCUUGCCCCGCCCCGCCCCGCCCCACCCAACUCCCACACCCCUAUCUGUUCCGUUUGUCCUUCUCUAUCUUUCUCUCUCUCUCUCUCUCCCUCUCCCUCCUGCCCUCCCUCGAUCUCCCCCUCCUGUUCUUUUUCUGUCCCACCCGUCCACAGGAGAAGGUAACAGUGAUGAGCACCAUCAACCCCACUAAGGAGCUGCUAGCUGACAUGGUGGGCAGUCAGCGUCUGCCCGAGGACCAGCGCAAGAAGGUGGCCCAGCUCAAGGACCUGCUGGACCAGACCCUGAUGCUGGACCCGGCCAAGAGGAUCAGCAUCAACCAGGCCCUGCAGCACCCCUACAUCCAGGAGAAGAUCUUCUGACCGCUUCCUACUGUACACAGUCACACAUUGAUUGCAGCAACCAGUACUGAGUUCUUAGUUUGACUAUGGU